Xyrichtys novacula (pearly razorfish) is the source of this 55384-nucleotide messenger RNA. Lineage: Eukaryota; Metazoa; Chordata; Actinopteri; Labriformes; Labridae. The record is from the annotation of a GenBank genome assembly.
UGAGAGUCUUGUUUGGGAGUUUAUUUGAUAGCAGCACAGCUGGUCGAAGAAAAGGGCUGAGGUGAUUUAUGGAUACAGCUUAUUAGAGAGGAGUACAGGUCAUUGAGGUGGUCAGCAGCCAGCACAGGGAGCCAUUAUCAUUAGACACCCUGCUGUUGUCUGUGUUGUUCUGGGGCAGAUGAAAAGCGUGCAGCCACAAAAAGGGUUAAUGAUGCGUGGCUGAGUCGACACGUGUUUCCCAAAAGAAGAGGGGGGGCUGCACAGACUCAGAUUAAGAGUACAGAGUCACAAUCCUGGAAAUGGAUCUAAAUCACGAUCAUAUUCGAGGAUGAUGAGCCGACAUGAGCAGAAUUCAACUGCACUCAUGAAGUAUGCCAUUUCCUAAAGUCACUUUAAAACAUUCAAAACCUUUUUGCAGAAGAUUCAUCAGCAAAAGAUCUUAUUCUGCAGACGCCUGACUCUGACCUUUUUUUUUUUUUUUGACCAUUUUAUUUUCAGUUUUAUAUACAUAUAUGUAAAAUGUACAAAACAAGCAAACAAAAUUAUGAAAUUAUGACAGAUUACUGACUUAGAUAUUGGUGUAAGAGAAAAUCGAGUAUGGUCUAAAUAUGGCUGCCAUAUUUUCAAAAAGGUGUUGUACUGUCUUCUUAGGCAGUAUGUCAUUUUUUCUAGGAGUAUACAACUGUUCAUAUAAACUCUCAGCUUAUUUGACAUUAUAUGAUGAUUCCUUGUGUAACGCCUCACAGUUUCAGGCAAGUGAGAAUGGGCUUGUCAGGUCCCCUAUUAUUUCCUGGCCCAGAAAAGGUCAUUUUCUCUGAGCUAAUAUAAAUCUCGAGUGUUAUAAGAUAAGAUAGAUAAUUUUGGAAGGAAGCAGAAGUGCAAAAUUAUACCUGAAAUUUUAAACAAUGAUGUAGAUUGUCUUGUUUCUCUCAUCCCUUACUUUGUUUUGUCCUAUAGUGGAACCGUUGAUGACACUUUGGACGAACAAUAUGUAUAUUAUUCAGAAUGUAAAGAAGUAAAGAAGUAAAUCAAAAGAAAAUAUCUUAUUAAUACAAAAAAGUGGCAAAAUUAGUAUUAAAGAUAAGUGUCACUCACCACCACUACAUUAAUCUAUUAAAACAGCGAUAUACAUAUAAUACUCUAUGAUACUUUCAGAAUCUGAACUUUUAUGUUCAGGACAACCACAAAGAUAGGAAUCUACAUUUUGAGACUGACAAUCUGCAAAUUCAAGUUUUGUUUUCUCAGUCUGCCAGCUUCUUAUUGCUGUGUGCCAUGAUUCAGAGAGACAGCUGACAGCAGCUGACUUUGGACUCAACAGAAUCAAUGAGGAGAUCAGGAGAAAGCCUGAGAUCUGACGAGGAAGAGGAGAAGAGCGUCUGCUAGUCCUCUUUUCACCCCCCCAAUAAUAGGCAGCUCUUUCAAAGCAGAGAUACAUCCUGAAAUAGGGCUCAUCCUAUUCAUGACUGCGUGACACGUGACGGCUCGUGUCAUGCUUUUGGACCUGGGGGCAUGUCACUGCUGAGAGAGUAUAACUUAAAUGACAAAAGACGAAGAUUGUACAAGAAAAAACUAAUAAAAAUGCAGUAUGUUAAUGUUUCAAAGCCAAGUACAGAACAAUUAAAAUUCAUUCUUAAAGCUGGUUUAUAUUGUGUUCAGUGCUUAUCUUCCUAUUUAGCAUUACGCUCAAUGAAUGGAGCUCUCGUGUGCGCGCCUUGCGUUUGGAGCGCGCGUUUUCUCUUUUUCCAGCAGCGGCUCACAGAGGAAAGAGUUUGUGAAAGAGGGAGGAGAGAGGAGGACUGCAUGACGGAUUACACCGCUUUUAUUCUGCAAAUUAAAUUGACCCGGGUCAGAUAUGUCCAUUUGGUGACCAUGAAGUGUCCAUAGUUUGGGUUUGUAUUUUUCCGCGUCAGGGAGGAAAAAAAGUGGGUCUCUGAAGAAGAAGAAGAAGAAGUGGAGUAGACUAGUCGCCGCUGUUGCCAGUUUCUCCCCGAGGUGCGGAUUCAGCAGAGAAAGACUGGGGACGAAGUUUGUGCAAGAUGCAGGGGGUUUCAGCUACUGGUAAGUGACUCUCUUAAACACAAAGUCUUGUCUCGCUGUGCGUCUUCUUUCAGAACUAUCUGCGGUUUUUCUCAAGUUGUUUCCAAACAACCACGGCUUGCAUUGCCCACAGGAUCUGAAUUCCAAAAUGCUUUAGCCAGCUGUCAACAAGAAAGACAGCUGCGAGAAAGGGCCCUGUGUCAACUCCAAAACAAAACGGAGAGAUCUGGCUUUCUCUGCUCGUUUGGGUUUCGUCUUCAAAGGAGCAUUAAUGGUAGAGAGCUGACACGGCAAGAAGUGGAGCCAAGCUGUGCCAAACGCGUAGAGAGAGGUGACCUUACAAGUGCCCCAAUCUGACACAGGCCCCCUCACACACACGAAAACACACACUUUGUCAUCUAUGAGAGUGGAUUAUAUGACUGGAAAUCAAACACUAACUAGAUAAAUGAAUUAUCUUCCUCUCUAGUGUAGUGUAUGGUCAUAAAAAUCCUUCAAAGCUGAUGAUAUGGUGUUUAAAGUGCCUACAUCUCUGUGUACCCAUCUCUCCUGGAGGAUGUAGGUGUUUGAUGAAGAGUAUGUGUCACUGUGUGGUUUCCUCUUGCAGAGAUAUUUUUAAUUACAAUACGCAUCUCUCCGCUUGAGCUUUUGUUCCACCACAAUCUCCACAAAGGAGGGGCCUUGUGUUGUUGUUCUUUAUUUGUAAAAAAAACCCACCGUGCAUUCUGUAAUCGCCAUGUCCACAUCAUUGUUCAUGUGCUAUGUGUUUGAGGAGAUGACAGAUCUGGGGCGUCUGGCUUGAUACCCCUUUUCCAUUUAUAACCACAAUGAGUUACUGUGUGAACCAAACUCCAUAGACAAAAAAAAAAAAAAAUGUCUGUUUCUUAAGAUCUUUCACAGCUGAGGUCUUUGGAAUAAAGUGCUACAGCAUGCAGACAAAGAAAGGGGGGAGGGUGUAAGAGUGUGAUAGAGAUGAAGUGCUGAUGGGGACGAUAUCAGGCUGCAGCAGAGGUGAGCUAUGCAGGGAGAAGGAAAAAAAGAGAGGGAGAGAGAGAGGGUGUUUGUUGUGAGACUCGGGGGAGGAAUCGAUCUGCCGGCCUUCUGGCUGGCUUUCCUUUUCCGGCAGUCCAGCGGUGUAUCAUUUCUCUCCCCCCACACAUACACGCAUUCGUUCCCAAGGCCGUGCUCUUAUUUUGCACUUCCCUCUUUUUCUCCCACACUAUCCAAGAUCAAUCUACCCCCCUCCCCACUCCCCAAAAACACUCACACACAUAAGACUCAAGCUCCCUGCUAGUGCUAUCAGAUGAAAUAUAUAUAAGUUUCCCCCUUUUUUUAACUUUGUUCCUCCCACAUGGGAAGCAAACCGGGCUGUGCACUCUCCUAAUGCUUAUUUUUGUGUUUACGAUGGGAGGGUCAAAAAGAGGUUUGAUGCUGCUUUCAUCAAAUCAGUGGAGGAUCUACUUAAAACAAACCACAUCACAAAUAAACUGCAGUGAAACAGAUAGCAUUCCUCUAACUUCGAGUCCCACCUCCAUCCUUCGAAACUGUUUUCCAACUACAUGAACUUUUCCGUCCUUACAGUCUGAAUACGAUCUGGAGUGGUUAAACGUCUCCUCCACAGAUGCAUGGAAACAAUGGUGGUCCACGCGUGCCAGCUCUACACUCCAGCAUGGUCGCCCCGGCGGGCUGUUUAGGUUAUUUAUUAUUAACAAAAGCUAUUGGGCCUGUCUGUGUUUAACCAGGCCAAUGUAAACACCUCCCCUCUGUGUUAGAUAAACACAGAGCCCAGGGAGUGAGGGAGGAGGACGGUGAGAAUACUAUCUGCCCGGCUCCUCUUAUUCCUCCUUUUCUGAGCUCACAUGACUCUGCCCUUCCUCAUUCUGACUUUAAUGAAGUUAGACGAUGGGUAUAAGUCUGCUGGCAUGGCCUUUUUAUAAGUUUUUCUUCAAUUAAUGGGGAAAAUAAUGCAGACAAGUCUUUGUUAACUGUUGACAUUGGUGGGAAAAAGUAGCUGAUUUUCAAUAUGAUGGUUGGUCUCUAUCAUCCAGGUGGCACAAUGUCUGGAAUACUUAUGAACUGGACAGGAAUUUUGAACUAAAAGGGUUAAUCUAGUGUUGCUUCCCACCAUGAAUGGGUUGCUUUACACAUGCCAGAUAACUAUCAGUUAUUAAUUACAGCAUAAAAAUACCAAAAGCAUGACCGGGUGUUGCCAGUCCUGAACCAAUGUCUUCGGUUUAUUGGUCCCAUUCAUUUCUUGUUAGUUUGUGUGAAUGUGAAUGUGCCUACUAUCUUUGAAACAAGUGGAAACCUCCAAUGUUCAAAACUGGAAGCUAAUGCAUGGAUCCACAGAGAUCCAAGAGAGGACAGAAAGUGUAUCAUUGGAGCUAGUUUGGUAGGAAACCACACUCUAUGACGCUCAUGGCAUUAUUUGGGCUGCAAUGUCUGCAAGUUGGUCUGGCAUAUCCUAAAUGGCAACUGCCUCAUUGAGCUUCAAAAAGCCAGGCUGACAUUGCUAAAUCUAUUUUUGCCAGGCAGGUGAUCUGUGUUUGCACUUUUGCAAAAUAAUGUUGUCAUUUCCUGUUAGCUGCUGCACCAGCUGCUCGCAAAAAAACAGUCCUACAGAGGGCAAAAAAAAAAAGGUUAAAGAUUCUUUCACACCUUUUUUUUAGUGCUCACAAAGUAAUCAUAUUUUAAGACAGCCACAUUUGUUUACAUGUUGUUGCUAAUCCCAUAUACUUGAAGGAAUGAUCCCAGUCUUUUCCUCAUAAAGUAAAACUCUUUACUCAAACACUAUACCAAGUUUCAGCCAAAACUCAACAUCUAAGUUGUGGUAUUAGGACUUGAAAAAGAUCUCGGUAUAUCUCAAAUUACCAUUGCUGAUGUGGGUUGUAUGAAGCAUGUCAGUUAUUUCAGACUUCAGCUGAGGGGCUGAGUACUUUUAAGUUCAGGUGCUGCUGUGUACAUCUUUAGACUUUUAGUGCUGUUUCUGUGGUGAACAAAAGCAAGGUGCAGUGACUCUGUAUCACACAGCAGCUUAGCCAUCACAACUCAAGGUUCAAGGGCUGCAUCAGGACACACAAUAUAAUAUAAUAUAAUAUAAUAUUGAAUUUACUUUCAGGGAUCAAUAAAGUUCUUUUCUCUAUUAUUCUCAUUCUUAUAAAUACAAUUGAUUGAUUGAUUGAUUGGUUAUUGUAUAGCCUCAAAAACAAGCACUGCAAACAAGUGCAAAGCAUCUUUUUUUCACAAUUUUCCCUUCUACAUGAAACAUAGAGUGAUCAUCCCAAGUAUUUUGAUCAAUAUUGAUACCAUGAUUGUUAAUCACGAUUAUUCGGACAGAUCCAGUCUAGUUUUUGUCAUAUUUUGAGUCUUUAUACUACGCUAAGCCAAACUACCCGACCCCAUAUAUUUUGUAUAAUCUACAAAGAACCAGAAAGUUUCUACUCGAAGAAUUUGAUGUUAACAUCCUCAAGGUGACCACCAGACCAGCCACCCAACUUCUUGAGAAUUCCCGUGAGCUACCAUCUCUAACAUCCUGUUUGCCUCUGUCCUCUUCCAUCUCUCUGUCUCAUCCUGUUACUCUGUGUGUGAGAGAGACAGCAUGACUCAGUUCCAGGCCAUUCAGAAGCUUCAGGCUUGUUCCCAGCCUGCCAGAGUGUCACAUUGAUUUUUCUAAUGGUGGUCAUGUGUGGGUCCCGCUGUUGCGAAGGCUUCUGCUAAGAUGGCACAGCAGUUGUGUGUGCGUUUGUGUGUGAAGUAUGUGUGUGUGUGUACAACAAGCUGUGAUGCCAUUAACCCCUUUUAUUUAAGGUCUUUUUCAGAAGACUACAAGGCCCAAAGGAAGUCCAUCUCAGACUCUUACUCUGAACUUUUGGGCGGAAACUAUCAUCUUAAGUUAUUGCAAUGUUUGUGUUAAAGACUAUAUGUCACCUGCUGUCUUGAUGGUUGUUUUAGCUUAAUUUUUUAUACAGUGGCAGUGGAUAGAAACAUAUCCUACAUCUUUGAGUACAGCCAGUGGUACACAAGGUUAGGACACACACUGAAGACGUGCAGAGUAAAGGGAAAGCUUCACGCAGCGUUGAAUGCAUUUCACCUUCACUCACAGGGUGUAAUUGAAACUGGUUUGUUUUGAUGUCGUUCAAAAGAAGCAAAGUCACAGUGAAUGAAAUGUGUUGUUAUACAGACGCUCCUGUUUAACAGGUUCUUGAGUCACUUCAAGCACGCUGCUAUGAAAGGUGUGUUUUGAAGUGUGCAAAAUUGUUGUUACAUCAGAAUGUAAUUGUGAAGCUAUUGUGAAUGUCUACUUCUAGAAACUGUAAAAGGAGGUAUUGUUACACUGACUGAGAGUACUUUUCACCACACCUUCCUAACUGUUUCAUGAAGUUUAACAUUAAAGGCAAUUACCUCAUUUUUUAAGACUUUUCACUCUUAAAAGUGAGUGCACAUCUGCCUCUCUUUUCGUUUAGUGUGAAUGAAUUUUACUAAGCAGUGAUUUAUUUCUCUCUGGUUUUACCUCGGAAAGGUCAAAGUAUAUUAGAAUAGACUGAUUCUUAGUUUGAUUCAAGACUCAACAUGUUAUUUUUGAUGCUUGGAGUCUCUGAACCCUAACCCUGACUCCGGACGAUACCACUAGUCUAGUCUUAGACAACAACAAAAGACCUGAUUUAAUGACGUUGUGGCGGUUUCAUGGGUGUUGUUGUCUUCAUUGUUAAACCACUUCUCUUGACAUACAAAUUUGCAUGACCGAGAUGAAAACUAUGUCCAAGGCUGAGGUCAUGUAAUUGAGUUUAAUUUGUGUUUCGUUUGGUCAUAUUCACAAAAGCUUUGUCAUAUCGCUUACAUAAACUUCACUCUCUGGUAUAUCCUCUGGUUUUCUGUGUUUCCCAGGAAGACACACAACCAUAUGAGUUCCUGUUAGGGCCAAAACUUGCAACGCCAGCUAGAGACGCUGGUAUUAAGCCUUGACUUAGUGUGUGCAAAUAGCCAAGACUCCAGGUAAAAGCAGCCUGGUGUGAUUUAGAGUGAACUGAUUUUUGACUAUAUUGGUAUGGAGUGUUUUGAUGAUGGUUUGAGUCUAUCUGAUGUGUAUAAUGUCAUGAUAAUGAACCCUGGUAUGUAUGGACUGAAGACAAUGCUGCAGACAGUUAGAGAGAUAUUCUGGCGUAAAAUUAAGUUAGGGUCAAACACACCGUAACACCGAGUUAGAUACCCUCUCGAGAGAUGAAUGUUGCCGACCACCCGCUUCUCUAGUUAUAUCAACUUUAGUAAUGACCGCACGAUAGCAAUACACAGCGGUCUGAGGAGCCACAUGCUCAACCAAAAAGCCACUCUAUAGCCACAAAUAAUGCUCAGAACAGCACCUAACUUCAACAACAACAGGGUCCUAGUUAUAGCACUAGCCACCAAACAUCUUUUUAACUUUGCCUUAUUUUUUUAGCAAAGAGACCAAACACAACUCACCCACUCUCUUCCAGCAGCCGCUUGUUUGUAGCGAGUCCAUCACCACAGCGGGGUGACGCAGCUCAAGGGAGAACAUUUAUGAUCAUAACUUAAUUUUACGCUGGAAUAUCCCUUUAAAUCCAAACUUGUUAUAUCCUCACCAAGUUCCCAAAUUCACCACUCAGUAACUUAUUUCAGAUAAAAGUCACAAACUCCCCAAAGCAACCUUGAGUAAUGGUUUGGAUUUCUCUAGGAAUGUUAUUUGGGAUGAUAUACAAAUCAUAGGUUUUGUAAUUUUUAUAAGGAAAUGUUGCAUAUUGUACUUUUAAAUUCUGUCUUGAUCAAAGUUUUUUUUACCUUCAACUUAUUUUAAGAUCCCCAAAAUAACUAAAAAUGGCUAAAAAUGGCCAGUGUUUUUUUUUUGUUUUUGUUUGUUUCCGUGCCUCAAGACUCAAAUAUCUGCGCUACAGUCUGUAUCAAAAGUCAAAGCAGGGCGGCCUUUGAAUUCUUGUGAUGCAACACAACAUGCUGGCAUUUUCAAAACUUGAGUCAUACAUUGACAGCAGCUGACUUUGGCACCUUUUGGCACAAAACAAUUUAACUUUACAGCCGAGCCGAACAUGUGAUGCUAAAACGUGAUGAAAGUAUGCACUGGAAUAAUAAGAGGGAGUGUGACAGCAAAGACGACUGUAGUUAUGAGCCAAAUACUGUUUGGUAUUAGGAUGUUUCUGUUGAGAGCCGUAGUCCUUCCUGCACAAUUUGUUUAUACUGGAGGUCUUUUGGCUUAUAGUAGGGUCUGGCUGACACACACACAAACCCACUUACACACACACACACACAGAAGGCGGAAGUGACCUAGUUUUCUUAAAUGGUACCAACUGUUGAGGCAUUCAAGAAAUGGACAGAAUUACUUGGUGUCCCCCAAUUAUGGGCCAGCAAGUAAGAUGUUAAACAUUACCCCAUGAGACCAAAUUAAUAUCAUCCCUUUUGUCUUAAAAAAAGAACCAGUAUGUAAUCCAGAUGCUUGUCUGAAGGACUUAAAAGUUAGUGUGAGUGGGAGUUCUCAUUGAGGAUCAUUGACUGACUCUCUGUAGGCCGUCCUUAAGGAAAAAAGGGGAAACAAAAACUCAAAUCAGAAGAGUUGGCCUACUUCAGAAGACUUUCUCAUGCUUAAAGUCUUUGUUUGUGUCUCAGGUCAGUUACUCCACAGCCCUGUAUGCGUGUAUGUGUGUGCGUGUAGGUCUGUAUCUGUGUCGUCUCUCCGCUCUGCUGUCUGUCUGGAUCGGACCUACCCUGAUGAGGGGGAUUUUCCUGGGAAAGUCAUAUGGAAAGAAAAAAACUGAGCCUUAAUAGUAAAAGCAUGUUCCAUUUUAUUUCUUUCCCUUUGUGUGUGUGUGUGUCAGUGUGUGUGUUUUAUGAGUGGAGCUCCUUUCUAGCACACUGAAGGCAUUGUGUUUUUCCUCUCUGAUCAUCAGAGGAGCAGGCUUGCAGGAAUCUCAGCUUCCUGUACACAUUGGGGUGAGGCAGGGGGAGCUAGAGGGGGGAGGGAGGAUGGAGAAGCGAGGAGGAGAAAGGGGGUUGGGUGGGGGCCAGGUGGAGUGGAGGUCACCUCCAGGUUAGACGGUGAGCAUCAGCAUCAUAAUUCAUAGCUUUAUGGCAAAACUCAAGAAUAAGGGAUGAGAUUUUAUGGUGAGAAAACAGGAUUUGAACAUCUUGCAAAACAAGAUAAGCAGAGAUGUAGAGGUUAUCACUUUCUCCACAUGGGGCAGCGCAGGACUGGGACAAGAUUUUAAGCAAGGUGUGAAAUAUAGCCCAGCAUGGACACUUCUUCCUUUGGCCGCCCUUUUGAGACAAAUUUCAUUUCUGCAUUUUGAUGAUUAUUAGUGCAUGAGAAUCAUAAAUUAAUGAGACUAACAAGAGCAUUACUAUUAUGAGGUUAGUAUCAUUCAUUCCUUUAAUUCAUCCAUAGUCUCACCUUCUCUCCCUCCGCCAGCUCAAAGGACGAAGGAAGAGCAUCAAACUAUUCUUGGUUUAUAUAUACACUAUCGCUCCUGGAAGUACACCUGCUCAAAAUAUUAUUUUCCAUGGAUAAAAAUAUUCCAACUUCUAUCCAUUAAAUGUAGAAUGGUUUGCACCUUGAGGUUGCUCUGAGGUUGUAAACAUCCCUGUCUUGUCUUUGAAAUACCACCCACCUUUUCCCUUUUUCUUCCAACCUCCACCACUGUCUGUCUUUCCAUCCAACCCUUGACGCAUGAACCAUUACUAGACUGAAAACAUUGUGGUGGUCAGUCUCUCUGUCAAUAGCAUGUUGGCACAUCACUUCUGCUCUAGCUCCUACAAAAUAAGAGCCCCCCACUGAAUAAUCACACAGAUCUUACUCUUGCAAUUAAUCAAAACACACAAUCCACCAUGGUAUGGUGUCAGCUUUGCGAUUGACCCUCAGCAUUGUUUAAAAAAACUUGCAUAACAUUGAAUGAGAACUUAGUUGCUUAACUUUAUGCAACAUAAAAUUGAUCAUAAUACUUCUUCCAAAGCACUCUUCUGCACUAAGACUUAAGCUAAUAUCAAAAUCACACUGAUAAUUUUAUGUAAUAGAUUUGCUUACUGGAAUCAUGAGUCCCACUUAAAGUUCAUGUCCUUUUUUAAAAUUCUUUAUUUAGAGGAUUUUCAGAAUACUUUCCAGAGAAUCAGCUGUGCAGUUACAGAAAACAGAAAGGAUCUGUGAUGAACUGUAAUAAAAGAGAGCUUUUUUUAACCAUCGACUAACUAAAGAUGCUUCUUCCACUAAUCAAAUCACAAACUGAUUUUUCCUGCUGAUAUGCUGGAGAUCCCCAGCAUAGCAGAGUCUACUGCAUAACAACUCUUUGAUUUGGUUCGAGGCAGCAGACACUCAAAAUGAUGAAAAUUUAUCUUGAGUUAGAUAAUAUUAAUAUGUAUAAUUUUAUGCUUUUUUUCAUGCUUCACAAGUGCAUUCUGAAAGAGGAAUGAAGACGUACUUUGACAUGUUGGGAGAAAGUUGAGUGAGCUGUCCAAACUUCAGUGCCAAGAUAUAACAGGGAAAUAUAUAACAUACAACAAAUGACUCGGCAUAAAGGACAUACGUAUGGUUAUACCGUAAUCUACAUGCACACUCACAAGGACGGAACCAUACAGUGUUAGGACGUCCAGUCACUUAAUCCUUAGGCAAGAAAGCUGUGAGUUAAAUUAUGUUUAUGCAUUAUUAAAAUAGAUAAAUUAACAUCAUCAGCUUUAUCCUUUUACUAGGAUUGCAAAGAGGUGGAAUAUUUCCGGUAAAUUUCCAGAAACUUUCCAUGGGAAGUUAAGCUGAGUAAUUUGGGAAAUAUUCCAAAUUGAAAACUUUCCCUUGGAAACUGGGAAUUAUGAGAAUUUUUGAGAAUUAUGAGGAAUAUAUGGAUAUCAACUGGCAACUUGGGGUAAUUUAAACAAACUGUAUCAUAGCCAAACAUAAAUGUAAAUAUUUUUCCUUCAACAUUAGCUUGUGUGAAAUGCGUCCACACGUUAGAACGUGAACGUGGCAUUUUUCUGUUGAAUAAAAUAACAAAAAAAGCUUGUAAAAACACAAAUGUAAUGGCAUGAACAGACAUAUAGUUGGCUAAACAACUGCAGUGGUCUUCAAAAUAUUUGACAAUAAAUUAUUGUAUGGUUAGAGAAAAAGUUCCCUGUUGAGGGCCAACCUUCAAUUUUGUAAAUUUCAGAUUUAUUCCUGUUAAUUCCCAUUAAUUCCCAUAUAUUCCUGGUAAUUCCCAUGGAAAGUUUCCAACUUGGAAAAUUCAUGCAAAGACAUCUGCAACCCUUUUCUUUACAGGAUCAUUUUCAAGAUUUUUUGUUAAUAACCUGACAGUUUCUUUUAGAUGGUUAAAUGUCUGUACAGCCUUAGUAGCCUGAUGGUUAGGGGGUUUGCCACAUGGUCACUUGGACACAACCGUUCAGCUCCAGAUGGUAACCUUCCUUGCAUGUCAUCCCUCACGCUCUCUUCCUGUUUCCUGUCUGCCUUUCAUAUGUCCCUGUCUAAUGAUUGAGAAAAAUGUCCAAAUUUGCCUUGAUAGUUUUAAAGCCCUAGUACUGACAAAUCCAUCAUUCGUAGUUCCAUGAAUCUCACUGUGAUUUACAAAUUCUCAUUUUUAUUGUCAGUCAAGGUAACAUAAACCAAUCUGGCCCUUUUGUUUAUAAGCAGAAAAUGGUGCAAAGACUGUCAAGGACUGACACUCAUCUGAGAUUUGAGAGUCAGCUGCUGAGGAUUGACAAACCAGCUAACAACCAAAACAACACAGUAAAAGUUGAUUCCCGUGUGUCCGAGUGCCCUUGAACACACCAGCAGUGUUGGUUGUUAGAUCAGCCUUUGCUUGCAGCUGUUUUUCCACAUGCUGAUGAUGUAACUCUGACAAAAUAAUUGAUUAGUUAUCUCAUAUACCCGGAAGAGCAUUUUUAUACCAGCGUGAAAUGAAACCAGCAGCUUCCUGGAAGGUCGAAAAUCAAUCCCUCAUCUGAUACUGCCUGUAUGAUCAGAUCUGCAGUGACCCAGACUGCUGCAUGUGUGAUUUGAGAUUGUAUAUCUGGAUCUCUUUAAGCUGAACUUACCCUCCUCUGUUCUUCCCGUCAUCCUAAUCACCACACACUCCUCUCCUCCUCUGUGCACAUUCACUCACCUGAUAGGGCCAUAAAACAGGUUGUAAAUGUCUUCCUAGUCUGGCUGAUUGCUGCCAACAAAGGCGACCUGUGUUGAAUUCUCCAUGCUUGCUCCCCCGGGUGCCCUCAUGUCCCCCCACCCACAGCCUCUCUCUUUAUGUUGUUGUUAAUGUCUCUCACCUAGUUUCUUUCCUUAUGUAUAUUAUUGUUCCAGGAUAAAUUUAAACCAGAUUUAACCAAACCUUAACUUCACGGUGGGCUCGACACAGACUUAAGGUCCGAUGGACAUCAGGAAACUCUUCCUUUUUCUAUUCACCCUUGCUCUGUCAUCCACUACCAGAUUUAGCCUGACAGAGAUUACCUCCACGGCCGGUUGAACACUCAUUUAAGGCAUUUCUAGAGUGUUGCUUGUUCUGUCUGCAGCUUUUCUGCUCUGGAUUGCAUACUAUUUAUAGUUGCCCAUUCAGAAAGCCCCUCUGCCACAAGUGUGUUUUUGCUUAGCCUGAGUUAGCAUGUGGUAUUACAACGGUAAUAGGACACAUGCUGCUGUCAGUGGAAAAACCUUUGUGUUAUGAUUUAUAUUGAGUGCAGAUUUAUCCAUGCUUGAGCAUCACCCUGGCACCCUAAAUCUCAGCUCUUAUAUUGCCGCUCAUAAAAUGCUGACUUAUGAAACAACGCAGGAGGAGCAGCUUUCUCUCCACCGUCUAUAAACCCUCAUCUCUGAUUUAUUACAUUAAAAGGAUACUGACAUAUCACUGGUAGUUUUUCUUUUUAUCCCUCAUGUUUCCAUAAGAAUCUCUGUUCCGCCAUGCAGAAUGUGCUGCAGAUAUUUCACCACUAGAUGGCAGUGUUAUGCUAUUCGCCUCUUUUAAAUAGUAGUUGAGACAGCACGCUAUGAGUUGCUUUUUUCAUGGGGAUUUAUAGAAACAUCUACUGAAGAUUUACAGUAGGAUUGUAGUUCAUAGCAGCAGUUUCCAUUCUGGUGGUUUGUAUUAUAAAUCUAGAGGAGCAGUAAGGAGAUUAAGCUGUGGGAAAGAUGGAUACAAAUGUAUUUCUACUACAGAGGAUUGUGUCGACUUUACUGUUCCUGUCAAAUGGUUUAACCUCAUACAGGCAUGAAGAGAUUAUGAAAAAUAAAAAAACUAAUAAAUAAAUAAAUGAACAGAAAAAUUGAUCCUUGAUCCAAGCGUUAGCAUUGAUAACAGCUCACUUGUGGACUUUACAUUGAUCUUAGUUAGAAGUGGUCACAGUCUUUCCUUAGUAUCCAGUUUUUACCAUUAUUAUUGGUGCUGUUACCAAAACCUGUCAGGCUGUAGGCCCAAAAUUCUGGUUCAGGUUGAGGUUUCUGCCUGUUGAAGGGGAGUUUCUCAUGCAACUGCUAGGCAGAGUAAUGAUGGGUCUGUCUGUAAAGCACAUAAAGUUGAUGUUUGUACAAAAUGCGACAUAGAAAUAGAAUUGGAUCAGAUGUUCCUGAAAAUCUUUAAAAAUAGAGCUGAUUUUUUUUUGCAAGUCUGUAAGUGUGUGCAUGUGUGUCUGCUCCUACCUCUCUUAUCACCCUCUUUGCCAGCUUAGAGCCUCACUAUCUCCUCACUCCCAGACAGAUCCGUCUGAGCCGUGCUCUCAUUUUGUGUGACAUCGGGGUGCUUCGCACUGAAGGUCACCCUGGCAACAGCAGGCAGACUCUCCUCUGUGCCUCCCCUCUCUCCUCCCGUUAUAGCCUGCACCACUGCACAUUGGCCAUUUGUCAUGUUAUACUGCUCUGCCUCUGUGAAACAAGAUAGCUGCAUUUAUGGGAGCAAGAUCUCUUGACUCUGACUUGGAGCUCGGAUAGCCGCAGAGAAAACAACACAGCCUCAUGACUUUCCCCUUUGACAGAGGCUCAUGUCAAGAUGAUUAAUUUGAAGACUUGAACUUUCCCAAAGUUUCUAUGGCCGCUGCACUCUCUUGCCUUGCCUAGAAUGCCUUGCAGCAGCCCCAGCUCUCAUCACAGGACAGUCAUAACACCCUGUGCCUAAUGAGGAGAUGAGAGCUACAUCCACACAGAUGGAUCCUGUUCCUGUGGUCCGUUGUGGAUUAUCUUCCUCAAACAGUCAUUCCCGGCUCCCAGCUUUUUUUUCUUUCUCUUCACGUCAAGGCUCUAAUCCACUAACAAGCACUUCAGAAGAUUUACAUCGAUCCUGAAAGGUCAGAAUGUAAUAAAACAACUAACUGCCUGAGGCCGCUUGGCAUCUGUGUUUAAAUGCAUGCAUGUGUGUGUGUGCAUGCGAGCGUGUCAGCUGAGCCCAUAAAAAGCUCUCUCUCUGUCUGUGUCUGCUUCCUCACAUGCCCAGAGCUAAAAUUUCUCCUCCAAAAUCAUCAUUGAAUGAAAUAUGGAGCUCAUGUUGUGUGUGGUGUUGCGCCGCUAUCAAUCAAACAUGCAGCUCUACGAGGCUGAAUGAUGAGUCUCAUUAAGCGAGGACACACACACACAGACACACACGCACGCACGGUCCUUCUGCAGCAUGACUCGGCUGCUGUGUCUGUUUGUAUUCACAGAUGAUAAACAAAAACAAAACAGCCAGACGCACGUCAUCCUCUAAUCUAUUUGACAGCCGGGAGAGUUUCCAGCAAUACACUUAAAGGUAAAUCACUCAUAACCGCAAACAAGCUUCCAGCUUUUAACAAUAAGUAGCUGGUGGGCUUUCUCCUCCAGGCAACACUCGGUGAUGGAUUGCAUCGUGGUUUUAUCUUAUAGAAGAAAUAUGAUCAGAGAAGGUCGUCUCGAUUUGACUCUCCAGCAGUCUCAGGCAGAACAAAUCCUCAACUGGAAACUUCACUCUUUCUGUUUUUCUCCUUGUGAUGGUCUGUUUUCACUUUUGGAAUUUCCCCCCAUGCGACUAUUAAAAGUAACAUCUUAUCUUAUCUUUUUUUCUUACUGAUACUGAUUCUAAUUAAAGUCCCUCCUGAUAACAGUUGGCUACUGGCUAAAAGUAGAUGGAGUACCAUCGCUGUCAAAAGUCUGUGUAACUUUAACACUCAAAUAAAUGCUUUGUACCCCAUAAAAUGGUUUUGUAUAGACGAGUUAGUGAAUUAUGAGAGUUUUUAUGGGGGUAUAAAUCUUAACACUAUGUCUUCAAGCAGUCAAAAAUACAAAUCGGAUUUCUACACAUAAGAACUGGAGUCCUUGGGUGCGAUAAAAGCGUUCAAAUGGCGUCACGGGGGUCACAGACAGGUCAUAAGGAGACUUAAUCAAGCUUUGACCUAGUUGACUGAUGUUAUAACUUGUGUGUGUUUAAAUAUAUAUAUAUUAUUAUGAAGUGUUAUCAAAAUAAUACUGGAAAUGUUGAUAAAAUACCACUUUAUUUAGCCAUGAUUGUGCUCAUAUGAUCAGCGGAUUCGGGGCUCGAUUAAGUCUCCCUACGACCUGCCUGUGACCCUCGAUGAUGUCAUUUGAACCCUUUUUGCUGUGAUACUGUUUGGAAAAGUAUGUUGCUGUGUUUUCUAUUAUUCCCUUCUAUUUUAAUGAGGCUAUGGUUAAUACAGUCAGGCUCCUGAACAAUAAGUAAGUUUUUUUUUUUAAUUAAUUUUCCCGCAGAGGACUAAAUCCUGCAGGUAAACACACAGACGGCUCUCUAUUGUUAUUUCAGUGAAGUGCUGAUCAUUUUUCAUGUAGCUCUUUUGGGUGUGCUAUACAUGCCAGGGUGCGAUCCAUCAUGUCAUAGCCUUGCUGGUUUCUAAUGCCCUCGUGUGUUCCCUGCAAGGAACACACACACACACACACACACUCAAACACAUGCAGAUCUCCCCCAUCCGUCAUCUUAUGGCUCCCAAACUCCCUCUUAAUCAUGACACAACACAUAUACGCUCAGGUUAUAGUUUUUCCUGCUCUGUAUGAAAGCAGAAAUCCAAAAAAAGGAGAAAUGUGGAGGUGAAAGGAUUGUGUGUCUGUGCUGGUAAAGAUGCAUAUGAGGUUAGCCUCUUGCUUUAUUUCUUUGACCACAUGUAUCUUCUAUUACCAUCUCAUCCGGUGCCAACUUUUCCUCAUUUGAACUAUUUAUUUUUCCUCUCUGUUUCUCUUUCUCUAUCUCUGAUGCACAGUAAUCUCUACUGAGCCGUGUGUAAUCACAGGCCAUCUGGGCGCUGUAGGGAGAGAUGAGCCUGCAGCUCAUCAGAUGACUGAACCCACUGUGGGUGGACACACACUCACACACACACACACCCAUAUACUGUAUAUUUACAGUCACACCUUUAAUAGUAACAAACCAUCACGGGGAUUAGCACUAUCAUCACACCUUUCAGGAGCAAACUCAAGGACAUAAACACGAUCCAAACAGAGAACCAGAUCGUAAAAAGAGAGAAAUACACUGUGACACAUUUGGAAACAAAUCACACUUCAUCCAACACCGGCUUAUGAUGUUCUUCAUGCUGCUCUUUGAAGGUGUUCAAGCACAAAAACAUUGUGUGAAAUACGAAAACAUCCAAAACAAGUAAACAGAAUAUGCGAGGUUAAUCGAUUAUGCAUCUUCCAGGAAGUCUUUGCCUUACACAGAAAUGUAACCUGACCCCAUUGCAGGGAUAAAAUCCAAAUAACAUGUCCACUGAAUUUAUUGUCGGCUGUUUUAAUAUUGCUUUGCUGUUUCCUGGACUCCUGCUCACUUGCACUGUCAGGGAGAGAUCAUAGAGAUAUUUACUGAAACGCUGACCGCAGGUUUAGUUGACUUUUCCCCUCUGGUCUGAUAGAUACAGCAAUGUAAAAAACAGAUGAAACAAUGUUUGAGGGAUGUUUGAGAGCCUUAUAAACUGCAUGUGUAAUAUUUUGAUGCUAAGAACAUGAAGAAAAAAACACUUAAUUGAACCAAAGAAGGAGUUUAAGCUGAUAAAAAACAGCAGCGUCUAUGUAGUUUAUGUCAAUAAAUGUCUUGUUUGUAAUGUUAGACAUAUAAGGAACAAAUUAUCUGAUAAUAGCAUCCAAAUCAACUGCUUUUUGCAGCUAUAUUGACUAGAUAUCUUUUGAUAUAUCACUGUGAAGGUGACCAAGUUCCAUGAGGGUCAAUCUUCUGCUUAAGUUUAUGUGAUUUAAAGUCUGACAAAGUGAUUAAUUUCUAUGAUAACCAAAUGAUAAUUAAUCAAUAAUAUUGAUAAAAGAAAUUAGGGCUGGUACGAUAUGCUUUUCUCCCGAUUCGAGUCUUCUACAAUUUUUUGGAUGCCGAUUCGAUUCUAGGAUAUUGUUGAUUUUCUCGCUUUUUAGUCUGCAUUUUUUAACACCAGUGAAACAGUUGAAUGAUUAUGAUUGUCUACUGACUAUUCCAGAAACCAUAUUUCCCCCAAAAAUACGCAUCAAAUAAAAGUCAGUUUGUAAGAUUUUUUCUUAAAAUUUGAAGAAAAAAAAACAUUAAAAAAAAAAGAUUUAAAAAUUAUAAAACAAAAAAUCUCGAUACUUCCUCCCACCCCUGAUAAAAAUGCUUUUUCACUCAUUCUGCCACAAACAGGCCCACUCUUCGGAUUGUUUUUCUCAGCCCCCUUACUUUGAUUUGCCUUAUAGGUGCUAAGCGUCUUAUCCCCAAGAGCAAAUCUUUUCUCUUGUUAUUUAUGCUUUGCACCCACCCUCUCCCCUGCGACAGGCCCCUUUGCCCUCAGACUGCAUGGGACUUUUGUGGAAAUACAACAUCCAAAUCAAACCAGUAGCAGCUGGCACUUCUCUAGUCAAGUAGGAGAGCAGAUCUAGAGCAUCACUUCUCUAUUGGUUGUGUGUGUGUGUGGGGGUAACACAGAUACAUGGAUUAUGCUCAGCUCCAGCCUCUUUGUAAUUCAGAUAAGACCCUUCUACUCCAGCAGAUAGGUUUAAAUAUUAAUAAUGAAUUAAAGAUUCCCCUCUGGGUGAAAUAUUAAUGACUCCCUCUUUAAAAAGAGGCUUUGACUCUGAGAUGGGAAGGACGUUAGUGUGCUUGUUAGGGUAAUUUAAGACGUCUCUUUGAUUUUUUUUAGCAGACAAUGUUUGAGGAGUUCAGUUAAAGGUGGAUGUCUGAGUCAGUAUUCCAGGGUGGAUAUUUGGGAACAGCCAUUAACGACGCUUUUUUUAUUCAUGAACGGAGAAGUCAAACUAAUUAUGUUUGACUCAUGAGAUCACCUGUCUUCAUUCAUAACCGUAAUCUCACCUUAUUUCCGUCUGAAAGCUCUAAUUGAUCCCUCUAUUGAAUCUCCAAGAGUGCAACUCCCGGAGGAGAAAGCUGAUCUGUGAGCCCAGUGAGUCAACAUUAAUGUGUGUCAGUAACAGUGGAAAAAUACAGCUGUGUGUAGGGCGUCCUUCUCUGACCUCUGAGUGCUUAGGUUAGUGUCGAUGUUGUGUCUGGAUGGUACUCUGAGACCUUCAAAAACGUCCAUUUUCCCAGCUUAUACUUGUGCAUAUCUUCUUAGUGUGUGAUCCUGAGUGCUUGCUAGGAGGUAGAUUUAUUCAUCUGCAUGCCUUGUGUUGUCUUUCUGUGUGCAGCGCAGGCUUUUUUGGUAAAAUCCUGGAGUCCGGUCAACAUGCUGUGGAAUGUGAAUUGUUUCCAUGACAACAGCCCAGUGUCCUUCUUCCUGCUUUCAUCCUCGGGGUGCUAACGGAGGCAGCCAAAAACCGAAGUGUGCCAUGGCAUCACAAGCUCGCUGAUUGAUCUAAAUGAGACUUAUUCAUCAAUGCAGACAUCUGUAGCGAGUCCCCUCUGAUCCUAACUGGGCUAAGUCCUCGGUGUACUGGACUAGAUGAACAAAUGUAGCCUGUUUGUGUGUUUGUGCGGAUCAAAUUGAAAAGCGUUCUUUGAUAGCAACAGAAAGGGCAGAUGCUCAAACAGCACUGAUGCCAUGUUUGCAUAUCAGAAACAACAUUUGCAGAGUCAUAUGCUUCAUUUCUGUGUAGUAUAAACCUUGGAUAGUAAAGAUAAACACAAGAAACAUAAGGACUCUAUAUAUUUGUUUUACCCAUUAACUGUAAGAAAGAUGGUUGCUGCAUCUUUACAUCCUCUCAUUGUAGAAAACCAAAACCAAAAUGCACUCUGCUGUGGGUACUGAUGUCGUAUUUUAGUAGCAAUGUAUUUUUAGAGCCACAGUCUUUGCAGAGGACAUUAGGUAGAGGGGCUACAGUAUUAACGCCACAGCCUUGACACAUAUUGAAUCACCAGCAAAACGAUUCUUGUGUCUGUUUGACGCAAAAAUUCAAGUUUAGAGUUCAGUGACUCCAGCGUAAGUAUUGUGUUUUUUAAAUUGAUAUUCCUCCUUAAGUUUGCUAUCUGGUGCACAGAUUGCUGCUGGAGAGACAUUCAUCAUCAGAGUUGUCAAUCUUGACAUUAUAACCCCUUUUUAUAAACUACUUCUUAAAACUAAACUUGGAAUAAAACCUGAUCAUAAAUAAACACAAAAACUUAUCAUGUUUGAGGAAAGUUUGGCUCAUAUUUGCAUAUUAAAGUUUGGUGCAUGCCUAAUUUUUUAACAUGCAUAAGGUACACUUUAUAACCUUUACUGUAGACCAUGAGCUGACCUUAAAUUCUGUGAAGAGGAACCAGUUUUUUCAGGCAGUGACUGGUAUUUUCCAUCUUCAUGAGACGGUGCGAGUUACACGUGGAUUAAAGGGUGUGUUUUUUUUGUGUGGGCGUGUGUGUGGUUGGUGAUCCCAUCGGGCAGAUGUGUGACAGAUGCCUGCUUAAGGUCAGUAGUGCCAGGAAGAUUUAGACUAGUGUGACUGAGACUGAAAAUAAUCACACAAAGUUUGUCGGUAGUAGACAGAUGGACGGAGAUCCUUGUUGUAAUUAGAGAGAGUGAUCAAGGAUGACAGAGGGGCAGAGGGACUGUGCCAGUGUGGGUCUUUUUCCUCAUCUUAAUCAGCGAUCGUAUCUCCUUCUCUGUGGGCUCAUUCCAGACUACAACGUGGAAAUCUAGCUCUCUUUUGAAGCUGAUUUUGAGCAUAUAAGCUUUGCCCUUUUAGCUCAGAGGAGGCAGAAAAGAUGGCGAGAGGUUCGACAUUCCUCUCUGACAGAGCUCACAUUCCUCUCUAUAGUGUGAAGAGGGGGCAUGAGCACCAUGCCUCAUUAGAUAACCCACAAAGGCGAGGUUAUUUUCCUUUCCUGAAAUUGCUUUUACUCGUUUUCCUCUUUUUGGAUGCCCUGCGGGGUUGCUGCUGCUGCUCUGACUCUCUACCUCGUCUUCCUCCAUGUAAGAAUAUUUCCCCUCAGCAGGUCUGAUGGCUUGAGCAGCCGGCUUUAUUGCCAGGAGAGCGUCACCUGUUUCCUCACAGCCAGUCUGAUGCAUAAUUCACUGUCUUGACAAUUUCAAUGGAGUCAGCAAGAGGUGGCCGAGAAAACCACGCUGUAGGUUGACACACUGUACUUAGUUUUAUUGUCCAGCAUAAAGGAUCAGUCGGGACUCGUUUUGAACCUGGACCCAACUCCCCUCGAAAUUUAAAGCUCUUGCGUUUCCUGAAUCUAAAUUGAAAGUCAGCCACCCAUCCCCCCCUUUUGCAUUCCCUCUCUCUUCCACUCCUUUCCUCACACCCUGCUUUAAAGCCUUGUUUCCUUUAGGAUCCGAGGAUAUUCCUGCAGUGUUUCUAUGGUUAUCAGCGGCAUUCGUUUGUGGGUUUAGAGCCGGUGUCGGGCAAUGUCACCAUGUCUUUCAGAUUCAUGUCAGUCCGGCUAUAGAGCAGAAAAAGGGGAGACAGAGAGAGAUAUGAAGAGAAAAGGGGGGGGUCGUAAUUAUAUGUGCAUAUGAAGAGGGUUGGAACAGCUUGGGCGCGUCAUCCUGGCUGCCUUUGUGAUCCACACGUCUGUGGGGGGGAAGUGGCACAGAGACACGGAUGUACUCCACAGAGAUUUGUAGUAAAGUGGCUCCCCGGGGGGUACAUAUAUUUAUAUUUUACACUUGAGUAAUGCAAAUUAGUUUUAGACGCAUCUGAAGGUGAAAUAAUCAAUGGAUGGGUAAUCGACAAUGAAUAUUUACAAAUCAAAACAAAGGUGCCAUUUUUGGUCAUUUAUUUGGUCAUUUUAAGUCCAUCAGACCUGCAACCGGUGGCUGAAAACAAAAACAUGAUCACCAUAAAAGGGCUGAAUGUUACUAUUAGAUAUUUGGUGUCAGAGUCAGUUUCAAACUUAUUUUCAUGUCCUUUCAAAUGCACCAUCAUAACUAUCAAAACAUCAUAAUUCUCAGCUAUUCAAAGCAAGACAUGGAGUUUAGAAGAGAAAUACUUGAAAUCAACUAAAAGUGGCAGCAAAAAAUCUUGAAUAAAGAUUGUUUGAGGAAUUUUAAAAGAAAAUAAAAAGCCCCAAAAGAAACAUGUAUUUGAAUAAGUGGAAAAUGACUAUUCUGCACGACCUCUCAAAUUAAUACUUGAGGAAUUUCCCUCCGGUCCUCCCUCUGUACUUCACUUGUAUCCUCACACUCACACACAGACAGGAGCAACAACUGAGCAGGCACACUCACUGAUACUUACACACACUUCCCCCAUCCUUCAUUCAGCCUCUUCUCUUCCUCCACUCUCUCACUUAACUCUCCCCUCCCUCUCCAUCUCCCCAUUUUUUCCUCCCUCCUCCCUCCCACAGCCCGUCAUUAGUUUCCAUGGUGACAGUUGGGCGGCAUUAUUGCCGGCUGAGAACUGUUCCUGGGUUCCUUUCAGAGCAGUGGCGGCGGAGGCAUUGUUUAGUCGGCUGCUCUGAAUUGUGCGGGGAUCAGGACGGGGAGCAAGAGAAAGAGAGAGACAGAGAGAGAGAGAGAGACGGCGAGGAGGAGCUCUUUUUUUGGGGCAGGGAGGGUGCGUUUGUAGAGGGUGAGGGGAGGGGAAAGAGGAGGAGGAGGAGGAGAGAGAGGGAAGCAGCGUGGUUAGAGGGAGUCGAUGAGGGAAGCAGGAGUAGUAGCAGUGCAGACACAUGCCGACUCGCUGAGAGUGAGAAAAAACAUGGACUAGAUCGGGCUGUGCUUUUUAUUUCAAAUUUUUGUGUCACACAGCGAGGAACUAAGAAUUCGCAGAGGCAGAGAUUCAAAUCGUGAAAGGCAGAUGGCAAACUGAGCUGAGCUGGUGAGUUAUCAAUUCUGCUACAAGCAUCAUAAAUCAUAAAUGUGAAUGCAUAUGUCCGUACCACUCAAAAUGGGAACACUGCAGCCGUGUGUAAAAACACGCUUUGUUUUUAAUUCUCGUGUAUAUCAGCGCGUUCACGAGUGUGUGUAGCAGGUGCUGUUGACUUAGAAAAUGCAUGUGUUUUCCUCUAAAGCAAACCUCUGUCUGGGUUAUGUUUGGGUGUGUGUGUGUGUGUGAGCUCGCAGCUGUCUGCUGAAUGUGGGCUAAUUCUCGAUGCCCUCUGAAAUAUACAUGCCAGUCUGCAUGUUUUAUUAAGGAUGUUCAUCGGGGGCAAUUUUCUGCUGCUUGGCUUCUCCGAUUCCCUGUGGUGUUUAUCAGAGGAUGUCCAAAGGGGUACGGCAAACGUCUGCUUCGGUUCGAGUUUGUUUGGAUAUUCCCCUCUUUCAUCUACACUACACUUGGUAAUUAGGAGCGAGCGCUGAGCCCUGUGGCUCCUUGAAGAACUGAUGUGUGUGGUGAGUAACAGAGUGAGCGGCGAACAGUGCCAAUGUUUUCAGUUCAUCGCUCCUGUGCUGUUCCUCAGAUAAAAACAGCACUCAGACUGUAUUACUCUGACUGUUUUACAACUUUAAAUCAAUAUGCGCUCACUGAAAGAGCAGCUGGAGUGUGACUGAACAUGAGUGGCACAUUGAUGAGCGCCACAAGCUCAAUGAUGUCACUCCAUGACGAAAUCAAAGAUGAGUUGAAGCUUAACAGACUUUAAAACCUCUACUUUUCCGCUUAAUGGUUUACAAAGCGCUGGUAUGUCACUGUUUGUAUUCCGUCUCUUAGGAUUUUUUGGCACACUAUAAUUUAGCUGACUGGGGAGUUGUCUUAAGGAGCGGGGAGUCUGAGUGUUUCCAUGACGACCCACGGCAGCUGUGUGAGCUGAGCUGAAUCUGAGUGUGUGUCAGACACUGUGGCAUCGCCCUAGAGACUGCGAGACUCGGUCUAAUCAACGACCUCUUGACCCAGAUCAAUGCGAUGAUGCUGAGCCAAGCAGCCAUGGGGUCCGCUUGACAUAUAUUCUGUAGUAUGACGCCUAAGUGGUGCAGCUGCACAGCUGCUUACAUUUCCUGGAUCAUCGCAGGCUUCACUGGCGUCAGAGCGGUCUGAUCCUCUUAGAUUGGUGGGAGUAUUAGUGUAGAAACAGGCUUCUCAAAUAUCCACGUAAUCAUGACCAUUAGAUGGAUUUAUUUUAAGUGUAAUUAAAGUGUGACCUCUGAAUCAUCAAGCCUUUGCUGGUACUGGAUGUCUAAUCUUGCUGUCCUUGAAGCAGGGUAAUUUUACAAAGACAUAGGACAGACAAAGUCAAAGAGAAAACACUUUGUAAGAAAUGGAACAACUUGCCAGGAAUCAAAUCAGUAAACACUAAAUGGCAGCCCUGAAUCCAAAGUUAAAAACAAAACAAAAUGGAUUAUAAACCUAAAAAAAGAAAUCUUCCUGAUCAUGAUCUACCAGUAAACACUAAAAUCUUGUUCUGACUUUAAAGCUGCCAUGUUAAAACUGCCUAUGCUCAAGGCUAGCACACAAAGACUCCCUCUGUAAGCCUGUGUGAAGGGCGAAAAAGCUACAGCCCCUUGGCUAUGGAAAAAGUAAUGAGUCAUGUUUCACCCAUUUCUUUUUUUUCCGGAGUCUGGACAGGUUUACUUUUGGUGGAAGCCAAAGGAAAGGAUGUCUUAAAGCCACUGUGCCCACAAGUAUUUAAUACAGGGGUGGGUCUGUAACUGUGAGGGCAGCAAAUCUGUGGGAGUCGUUAGUUUAACAUUAGACGCUUCUUUUAAAACAAGAGUCUUAUGCUCUGUAACCAGUGUGUGUUUUUUUAUUGUAUUUCUACUUCAUGUGCUUAUAUCCUCAUUAAAGUCUUGCAUGUGGGGAUUUUUUUCAUUCCUCGGUUAAAUCAGGAGGAAGGAAGUGAGCUAUGUCGGUCAGAGACGAUGGAGAACUUGCGGUGACACUGACCAAAUAACACACACGAACAGUAAAACACACACGUGCAGAUACCGUGUUUAACAGUCACCCCAAUUAGCUCUCUCCAGCGACGGGGUAAUUAUACCCACAACUUCCUCUCCACUCAAGGCACCAGGGGUCUUCCUCCACUUUAAGCUGGCGAUUGCAUUUUUCCUUUUGCAUUGGCGUCAUAAUUAAAAGGAUGAGCAGAAAUUGAAAUGUCAAGUGAUAAGACGGAGAUGGAUGAGCACACACAGCUGCAGGCGGAGGGGAUAGAGUGUUUUUUUGUUUCUUAUCUCACAGGGGUCUUGACAGAGCACAUCCCGACUGACGUUACACUUUCAGCCUGAACUUUUGCUGGCAUUCUUCAGGUCGGACAAUUAGAGGACAUAAGUGUUUUGUUUUCUGCUAUCGCGUGUGUCUUUGCGUGCCCGAGUUGCGUGCGUGUGUCCUUUAACUUCCCCAUUGGCUCUGUGCAAGCAGUCGGAAAGUGUUAAGAGCUCUCUUGUCUCCAGUGAAGCAUGCGUGUCGUCUUUGUAUGAGAUUUUUGGCAUAAGACAGGAGGAGUCGAAAAACAGCACGCAAACACACAUUCAGAAACAACACUUUCCCUCCCGGCGAAUUCAAGGUGGAGUUAUACCUUGCAUCCUUUUCACUGGACCUCCUCCAGCCACUAAUAGUUGUCGUCUCCUGCUUUACAGCUGCUGCUCACUUCAAAGCUUACAAGAUUUCAGUGUGAAGGCUGGGAGUGUCUUUGUACUUGUGUCCUACUGCUCCAAAGAGAGUGAGGGAUAGGUCCCACAAGCCAGUAACAAGAUAUGUAGUGAAUUUCUGCUGGAGGAUAUAGAACAAGCACAUGUGUAUGAGUUUGUUUGCAUGUAUUUGUGCAUGUGAGCGUUGAAGCUGUUGCUAAGAGUUAUGUUUUCCUUCAGGGAUGUUGGACUGGAUAAUCCUUUCCUGCCAUGUUCACUUCAGGGGUAAACUUUCAUGUCUGCUUGUAAAGUUGAAAGUCAGUACCUGUGUACACAUGGAGCUGCUUUCAGUGACUGGGAAGCUACCAUAAAUGGUAAAUUUCAGAACAGUAAGCUGGUCUUAGUGAUCUUUCAGUUUUGCACUUCAUGAUGCUUGACUGGUUUUUCUCAGGAAGAGAAAUAGCGGAAAGGUGAAACAGUGAAAAGGGAGAGAUAUUUUCUCACUCCUCCGACUGGGGAUUAGCAGCUCUCUAAAAAUAUAUGUACACACAGCAUAUUUUUCGCCUCAGCUAUGUAUAGAAACAUUUUUUUACCCUGAGGCUUUUUCUGCACAUCCCUGGUGGAUCCUUGACCAAGUAGCGGCAAUAACAACAGACAUGUAAUUGGGCCCGCUUCCAUUAUUCCCCGCCUCGCCCUUCAGACCCCUUGAGAGACAAGCUGUUGCAGGUAACAGGUGAUAGAUGACAGGUGGGCAGAGCUGCAGGCAACAGUAGGUCUCUGCUCAUUCUAUAGAAACUCAACCAGGGCUGUGAUUUAGCCACCAGGCAUGUGAAAAAUGAUAUGUUUUUAUAUCGUAUGGCUGUUUUUUGUCAUUCACCUAUUAGAAAAUAAAGAUUAUAUUAUGAUGGGAUACAUUUUUUGUAUAAGAGAUAAGCUAUAUUUUACGUCUUCUACAGGGAGAGUGGAGCUUCAUUGACACAUUAAUUCUGAGAAAUUGGUUUAUUCUAAACAAUUAUGUGCUAAUUUGUUUAUAUCUUUUGACAGAGUAUUAGGGCCACAUUAAGAAAAAAAUGAAGACUUAUAGAUUAAAGUCGUUAAUUUACGAGAAUAAAGUCAUUAUUAAUGUAAAUAAAGUCAUAACUAAUGAAAAUUAAGUCAUUACUAAUGAGAAUAAAGUCGUUAUAAAAUCAUUAAGGGUAUGUUCACACUGCAGGUCAAUUCUGAUAUUUUAACCAUAUGUGACACGUAUCUGAUUUUUUCAUGUAAGUGUGAACAGUGCAAUUCUCAUUUUCUGAUUUUCUGAUUCUCAGUUCUCGUUCAUCCGACCUAUACGCCAUCAAUAUGUGACAAACGUCAUAAACAGGCGCGAAAAGCAAUUUGUGCUUUGUGCGUGUGCGGGUCACUUUACGGACGCAUUCCUUUCACAUUAGAUGCCGCAUUUGUUGUUGUAAUGUGAACAACCGCACAAAAAGAUCGGAUUUAACAAAAAAUCAGAAUUGUGCAUCAUCACCUGCAGUGUGAACGUAGCCUAUGAUACUCGUGAAGUAUAUUGAAAUACAUUUUCACGAAAUGCUCCAUUGCUCUGAUUUCAACAGCUGUCAUCCUAAACAGCAGGUUAGAAUAUAAGGACUUUAUUAACAAUUUAUUAUAAGUAAAUAUACUCACAAUUUGUGACGACUUUAUUCUUGGUAGUAAUGACUUCAUUCUUGUAAAUUAAUGACUUCAAUCUCGUGGUCUUAUUUUUUUUCCUUAAUGUGGCCCUCAUACUCUGUCAUAAUAUCUUACUUUAUGUCACUAUCAAUAACAGCCAGAAAAUGUAAGCCAAGUUUUAAAUUACUAACUGAGUGACAAGUAAGGGCAUUUAAUUCUUUGACCACCAGUAAAUAUAAAACUAAAUUUAAAAGUUGAUUAAGUAACUGUCCUUUGCAUCCCUUUGCAUUUUAACUCACACCAUAAAACACUAAACUAAAGACAUGAUAAAAGCCUCUGUUAUGGGUGCAUGAGAUGCAUUUGUGGGCUGCUGUGUUUGCAGAUUUAACCCCGAAAGAGAGCAUUUCGCUAAGUGUGAAUUCAUGUAGGUAAAGAAGGUCAAAGAUUUUUUCUAAGUGCUUCUGACACUGAUGUUGGCCAGUCCUCCUAUGUGGGUAUGCUAACAUGUGUCAGAGCACCACAGUAAGCUGCUGUAAGAGGAAAUUCUGCAGUCAUUAGAGAGGAAAUAGGAGCCUUUAUUAGUCUGUCUAGAGUACACCUGGCUUCUAUAAUGACCCCCUCCUUGUACAGUGAUGUGUGCAUGUGUAUGUGCGCGCUCGGUAUGUCUUGGCUUCUUGCUCUCCUGUCUCAGCUAACGGUGCCAUCCGCAAACCUCAGCUUGAAAAGGUUGCUGUGAUUUAUGCUUUCCAUUAAAGGUUCUUUCUGCAUAAAAUAUAAAUCAAGUCCUCUCCCUCUUUGGCAUUAAAAGGUAUCCUUGGUUUUUAGACCCGAGUGAUUCAGAGAAGAAACUGUAAACCAGUAGAUGCAUGUCAGACACUUUGGGCAUAAACUUUGACAGACUGUCAGGGGUUGCUUGCCUCAGAUGCUCCUUGCUGGAGAGCUCCCAUUGCUGACACUGCCAUUCAGAAGCUAAGUGACAUUUUGAAAACGAAUCCUACGUCAAAUAAGACUUGUCAGUGUUGAGUGCACAGUGACCUUUGAGUCUGUGUGUGGAUGUUGGUGUGAGUCCAGCCUGUAUCAGCACUGAGGAGCAGUGGCAGGAGAGAAGAGUCCCCCAGUUCCCCAACCUUUACUUUUCACCAACUCGGCCCUUCACACCCACACACCCUCUCUGCGCGAGACCAACCUGACUGGACUGAACUGGUCUGGAGUGAGCAGCACGUUGACCUGGAUGGGGGCUGGUCCCGCUGUGGGACCCUUUAACUGUCAGCAGCCUUAUAAAGACACUCCCCUCUGCACGUUGACAUCCAUCCUGCCUGGAACAGAUGCAGGGAGUGCGGUGGACACACUUCCAUCUCACCCAGUAUCACCAUGCAUUUCUGAGAAUGGAGGAAGCUUUAGGGGCCAUGAAGCAAAAAAAAAUAAAGAUAGUUUUAUAAUUUUAAAAGAGUUUUCAAAAUGGGAAUGAAUAAAAUUUCAGUACUUUUUACAAAAGUGUCAAAAACAAUCCCAUCUCCAACAAACAUGUGCAUUUAGACACUGGAAAAUAAGGAUCCAGUGGACCUACUCUGCAUGCACUACUUCCUUUUGUUGUUCCACUGGGAAAAAGCCAACCUUGGCUCCUCCAGAGGUGUAAUUCUGCGGCCAUGAGAGGUGUGAUUUGGUUGCCUGUGAAAUGUUCUCUCUGCAUGGCUUGCUUUUUUAUUUGGGAAAGGGAAUAAUUUGGCAGGCAGAGAUUUCUGGUAGCGACUGACUGUUUUUUCUGCAUCUCGACAUAAAACAUAAUGAUCACAGUGUAAUGGUUAGAGUGUUGACAUGAGGAAAGUGUGAAAGUAAUUUUGUGGUUUGUACUGCAGAAGGGCCUCCAUUAAGUUAAGUGGCUUAGCAAUGAAUGCAUAUGCCUUUCCAUAUGCUUAUAUACUAAAUGUAGGCUCUGAUGAACUCAGACUACAUAUUUGCAAAACAGAUUAAAAGAAGCUUUGGCAUGUAAUAUUAACCAUUUAUGGAGUGGCAUCAUCGGUGUAACUCUAUAAAUUGAAGCCCAACAUUCUGCACAGGUUGUGGUUUAUUCUGGUACGUUUUUUUCCGGUGUAUAAUAAAAAUAAAAUGUUGAUGUUUUCAAGCUCCAAAUGCAAGUUUAUUCAAGUGGCACCAUCCAGUGAUUUAAGAUGAAGCCAAUGCAGAAAUGCAAAACACUGAAGCUUGUAAAGUCUCCAAACCUCAUCCAUUAGAUAAGUUGUAAAAUGUCAAUGACUCACCAGGUUGCUGAAGUGUGUUGCUUUUUCUUGUCUACAUUCAUUUUGUCAGUAUCUCAGUAUUUGUCAAAAACAGCCCCACAGUGAUCCAUCAUAAAGGCAGAGAUGUUGCAAGAGCCGGACAAAAACUUCUCCUCUGUCUCUUUGAUUCAUGAUGAUUUCAUCUUUUCUUUUUAUGCAUUUCUGUUUGGUUUAUUUACGCUUGCGACUUUAUCACGUGGAGAGUUUUCUGCACACUUAUCGGCCAACCUCGCCGGUGUAGAAAGCAGAGAGAAAUAUGAAACAUACCAGUAUUCUGUUGGGAGCUGGUGAGGCACAUCAGAUGUAGCCUUUGUUGUUGUGGCACUAUGACAAAUUACGUAAGAUAAAACAAUCAAUUGUAGUCCGACCUCUGCAUGAGACUUUGUUCGUGCUUUCUACAGUUUGUGUUCCUGAUGUCAUCAUGAAACCAUCAUUUAUUUUUGGAGCUGUGCAAAAAUAGUUUGAGACUUGUUAGUGAUGGUGCUGUAGGUGCAAAGGCUGUAAAUAUGUUUGUAGCUCAAGCAUUUGUUAUUCUUGUAUCAGUAGCCAAUCUGAACAACUCCUAAUAAAUGUAGAGCGAGGUCUGCUCCUGCUUACAACAUCCCUUAGUGUCCAAGUCAUCAAUCAGCCAGCGAUCAUUCAGCCGUGCCUUCAACAGCUGGCUGGCCGGUUUUUAACUGGUCCUGUCCUCCACAGUAUGGAUGGUCUAAUCCAUCAGUCAAUAUAUGGUAAAGUAAUCAAUACAUUCACACCUCAGAGACCCUUUGUCAGGAUGGGGGGUGAACAGGCCUUGAUUCAGGAGAUUUAAUUUAGCUGCACUUCUCAUUGCAACGCAUUCCUCUCCGGAUAUGGAAUGAUUGAAAUUAGUUUUGAAAAUUCUCUUUUAGCCUUUGGGUGCUGGUGACUCAUGGAGCAGCAGACCCGUGUUUGUUUGGACCUCCCCCACACCCAGUGGGGAUGGAAAGAGCCAGAGUAUUUUUUUCCAGCACCAGUAGUUAGAAAUCCCUCUGCUGGUAAAGGUGUGUUGGUUUAAAAUGGAUUGAGAGGAAAAGAUAGACUAUCCUACUUUCGCCUUGAUUGUUGUGUACACCGGCCAGUUUGGUUUCAACAUAGUAAGUGAAAGCAACCAUUGAGAGCAGCUACAGUAGGCUUCAGUGGUUUCUGGGACACAUGGGCAGUCAUCUACGCAGGCAAGUUUGUAAACCCCCUUGUUCUCAUCUGUGUGUGUGUGUGUAUUCGUGUGUAUGUGUGUGUUGCCCUAAUUGCCAAUCUGGGGCUGCUUCCUUUACAGUAAUGCUCUGGGCUACUCUGCUGCCUUGCAUCCAAAAGAACAGAGGCUUAUUUUUCCGCGUUUGCCUCAUAAAAAUCCUCUCGGAGGUUUGCGAUGAUGGGGGGGAUGUGCAUCAGAGAGACCAGUGUGCGGCGUACAAUGUGCUGGUGUGACGAACAUGAAAUUUUAAUCAUCCCCUUGUCAUGUUUCUCAUAUCAUUGUGUUACUUACUGUAAAGCCUUAGUGUCCCUCCGUGACUUGCACAGCUGAUGAUUAAGGACUUGAGUCAUUCGGCAUGGAAAAGGUGAAAGGUCAGUGCAUGUGUCAGAACUUAGCCACUGUUUUGCUUCCGUCUGAAGAAAAAACACUGUGUGUGUUUGCAGCUGAUAGACUCUUGUCAUGUGCUUGUCCACUGUAUAUGCAUCUUUUUAUACCACCUUUGUACUCAUCGGCUGUGGCUAAGUGCUGGAUGGUAUUUCUUCUCUUGUAUUUAUAGCACAUCAGCGAGGAGACUCUCUGAAUAAUUGAUACAUGAAAAUCAUUAAGAAAUCUGUCGUCAUACACACAAAAAGCAUGGAUAGUUCUGUAUAUAUCAUGGUGACCUAUAUUAUAUAGAUGCGGUAUAUAUUGUGAUUGUUGCCAUAGCAAUAGCCUCUUCUCCAGUUCUCUUCGGGCACAGUGAAAAAAAAGACUUCUCUCUAGAGGACUUGAUUUAAUUUUGGACUCCACAGCGAUGAUUCCGCUCUGGUAUUAACUCAUCACUCUUUGUUUAUGUCAGACUCUCUGCACUUGUUGACAGUUGCAGUGUAUCAUUUCGUGAACUAAAAGCACAUGUGCCUGUGUUAUUUUUACAGCAUUUAUAGCUCUGCCCUCUGUUUUUCCCUCUGUCAUGCCCUCAGUCUAUCUAGAAAAGCUAUUUGUUUCUACAGCUCUGAGGGUCAUCUUCUAUCAUCUCUUUUUAAAUUGGAGGUUGACUGAUUGAUCGGCCAAUUUAAGUUUAUCACAGAUGUCAAGAUCCUCUUUCUUUGGGUUAAAAAAGCUCUGUCAUCAUUUGUUGCUGCUGCUGCUGCUAGCCGUCAUGUGCUAAACUUAAACAAGUUUCCAAUAUGAUGUUUUAAAGGUUAUGUUAGUCAAUAUAGCAUCAUCAUAUUGUGUUCAAAUGUUAAGUCAAGGAAAAUAAAAUUUAGGUUUUGGUAAAAAAAAUUCUUUGGAGGUGGGAUUUGGAGAACCCUUUAAAUCAGUAUGUGUCUCAAAAAUCCCGUAUCGGUCCAGCUUUGGUUGUAAUCUGUGGGAGUUGUUGAAAUCCUUCUACUUAUCUUGAGAGACGUAUGAGUGUGCCUGCUGUGCUCACUGACCUGGUUUACAGAAAGAGGACAGUCCUAACAUGAUGACUUGACUUCCCCUUCCAUUACCGUCCAUCCCUGCAAAACCACGAGAGGUAGAAAACUUCAGGAACCAUCAGACACUUAAACCAGCUUGUGCAGAAAGUUUCACAUAAAUAAACAUAGAUGAUUAUGAUAACGGAUUAAGACACGGAUGUGCUGAGAUUUGUAAUCUGGAGCCAGAUGCUUCUGGACAGGAUUGGAUAGCUGCUGAUCCUUCUGCAUUGAGUUUGUCAAUAAACCCAGUGGGAGCUGGAGCCUGCACCAACACCCUGAGGAAAACUUGCCAGAGAAUGAGGAUCUUUUUUUUUUUUUACUGUCGAUCCUGGAGCAGCUGUUGUAAAAGUAGUCACUGAUUUCCUGCUUUUAUCCUUUCUUCAUGGUUUGAUCUUCUUACAGUCAUACCACCCCUAACUCUGACUCUGUUUUGUGUUGCAUUUAUUGGGGUUUUAUGCCUUUUUGUUUUUGAAAAGGAUAGGACAGUGGCUGAAGCAGGAAGCUGGAAGAGAGAGAGGGGAGUGACAUCCAGGAAAGGGGCCACAGGCUGGAAUCCAACCUGCCACCCAUGUACAUAGGGGGAUAAUCAAAUUUGAGCCAAAAUGUGGUUUUACAACUUUAUACGCUGUUAUCUGACUUGUCUUUUACUCUCCAUAGAUUACAUUUCUGUGUCUGUCAUUGUGAUGUAUUUUUGCUCAAAGUUUAAAACACCACGAUAGCAUCAGAAAGUUGAUCAAGGUCACGCCACGCCUUUCCGUCUCCUGCUGCACAGUAGGGAAGAGGAGUGAUAGGAGGAGAGAACACAGGAUGCAGAUGACAUACUGUCAAAAAUAAUGGUAGUGGGCUUCCCUGUCCUCCUUACUACCUUUGUUUUAUCGGAGUUGUCUUCUUUUUGUUUGGUUUCUCCGUUAAGAAAUGUGAAUUAAGAGACUGCCACUCAUGACCGAAUCACCCAGGUACUCAGGCGACAGCAGAGCCAAGAUUAAUUUGUGGAGCGAGUGUGAAAAGAUAGACUCAAAAUAAAGGAGCAGAGCAGCUAAAACCCAGGCACAGACUCUGGAAAAUCUGGCAGUGAUAUGGGAAUAAUGAGAGAGCACCCUCAGAGAGACUGUCAAAGGAAUUCAGCGAGGUCCCCGCCUGGGAUUGUGAAUCAGAUGAAGUGUUGGGUGCAGGAUUGUCAUCUCAGCCUCAUCGGCGGGGUCGCUAUGAGGGUAGGAGACCUGACUGACUGUCAGAGUGAGGGACCCUGCAGAAUCUGAGUGAUCUGUCUUCCAGACAGCACUGGAGCAGGAGGACUGUACACAAGGGAUGAUGGGUAAUGAAUGACUCUGAGGGGGUCGCCUCGGGCUGACAGUGACUGACAGGUAGCCAGGUUUGUGCCCUUUUUUUUUUUUCCUUGAGAUCAUGCGUUUGAGUUGAUGUCACUUGGGUGUUUGGAAAAAAGGAGAAAGGACGAGUGCAGACCCAGCUCGAAAUUAAGCAUUGUCCAUGAUGCCAAACUGUAGUUUUGUACUUCAGAUUAUUUUCAUGUAUUUUUCAAAAAUCAUAUUUUUUUCUACCCAAUUUCUUGCAGUUUUAUCUUCUCCUAAUCUUCUUUUUUUCUUUCUUUUUAAAUUUUUUUUUAACUUUUUUUGUAUAGUUCAGUUUUAUAAUCUAGGCACAUUUUCAGGCAGUUGUGAUGUUUUUUAACAUUUGAGAGAUAUCUUUCUUCGUUAAAUGAGCAAGGCUAAUGCUAACAUGCUAACAAGCUUGAUCAAACUGGCUACCUUAAUUUAGCUCAACUCGACACAGCUGAAGCUAAUGGAUGUAUUGCAAAAUGUGUAAAGUAUUUUAUUAUAUGGACUUUGACACAAGUCUAAAUGUUUAUAAGCCAUCCUGGUACCAAAGCUUACCGAAGUUACAGAUCAUAUUUAGACGGCGUGACAAUAUACUUCUGUGCCAAACUCCUUGGUGAGUGCAGCUUGACAAAAAAAUACCCUGGUACUUAAUGCAGGGUGAAGAAAAACAUGCUUUGGUAUUUGUACUGAAACUCAGGUGUGGCACUAGUAUCUAAAAAGUGUAAAUGAUACUCAACCGAUUGAUAAAAGGGAGACAUGUUUUUAGGCUUCAUUCAUUUCACUCAAAAAAAAAAAUUGUUGGCUACUCUUUGAGAAGAUUUCACUGCAAAAAUCUGAAAACAUUGAAAAGCAGACACAUAAACACUGCAGAUGUGUGUGACAUAAGAUGGACAUUCCUCAGGUGUCUCUCUUGUGACAGCACUUUGUCAGUAGAGAUUUGUUCAGGUCAUGUGCAUGUCACUCUGACAGACUGAGUGAAUAGAAAGUGCUCCAGUCGAAUACCUGAAAGUAUCUGAAUAUUUCUUUGCGUUAGGCACGUAGCAUCUCUUCCUUACGUUAAGAAAUCCACUGUAAUGCUGUCUUUCAGGUUACCUGCAAAAAUAAAUAUUCACUGCUGUUUACUCCACUCUCAUGGAGACUUAAAAGUUACAUCACAAGUAUGAACCAACAGGAAAGACGGACUGUUUAUGACUGGGAAUGCUUAAUUACACUCUUGCAUGGAGACUAAUUGCUUCUCAAAUUUUUCUAACAGGAAAUGGUUGUCAUUGUACCCGACAGAUGACAGGGUGCUUCAGUGAUAAUGUCCUCAGACGUGUAAUUCCUGUUUAAUUGUCCCAUUCAUCCAUCCUUCAGUAACUGGAACUGAGCAGAGGAAAUUAAUGAGCUUAGAUCAGCGCUCUCAUGUGUGUUUUCACAAAAGCCUUCCUCAGAUUACACAAUGAUAAUAUUUCACUCAUAUCCUGGUUCCCUUUGAGUCCAAAAUCAAUUAGGUGGUACACUUGUUUUAAACACUAUGAGCAUUAAAAGAGUGGGGGAAAAAAACAAAGUAAAAUGAGUCUUGUGUUAUGAGCAAUAGAUACUACUGAGUCAUAAAAGUACACUGGGAUCACCUGGUCCCCGGUGACAUGCCAGCACUUUGGCCCCGGGAGGAGGUGCUUGGAUCAGGUUUGGCAGGUGAAAAAAAAAAAAGAGACAGGUGCAGCUCCUCAAACACACCUGGGAAAGGAGAAAUGAGUGUGUGUGAGUUUUAGUGUGGGUUAACUACAGGAGUGAGCGUUGAAGGAUUUAUUUUUGUGUGUGUAUGUGUACGUUCGAGUGGGUUUUUGUACAACAAAGACUAGUCUCUGUCUCUGCAAACACACAUUUCAGCAAACUGGGAGGGCGGGAUUGGUUUUGAUUUGAACCGGAUUGUGUGGGAGACUUUUUUUUUUUUUUUAUAGUAAGGUUGCUCUUUGGACUUUGGAUAUGUGAAACUGAACAGUUGGAGGCAAGGUAACGCUUUUUAACCCACUCAUAAUCCUUACAAAUGAAUUGAUUUUAUUGUACUCUUAUUUUGAUUUUUAUGUACCUUUUGAGUAGAAACCCAGUAAGAUGAUAAAGUAACAACUGUGAGAUCUUAAUUAGCAGUUCUGGCGGCUAAUUUGAAUAUGUCAGAGGAUGAUAUUUUGUGCUGUUUUCUGCUCGGUCUGUAAGAUUUUAAUGAAGAAAAACUGUCUGUGUCAGCUCCUCUGUCUGCUGUGUCGACAAGUCCCUGUUUGGUGUGAGGCAGUCUCAUAUGAGGGCCUCUUUUGCUCUCAGGUACCCAUGACUACACAGAGUUUCCAUAGGUACCACUAGCCCUUAUAUUGUCUCCCUCCUCAAGCCUUGUUUGUUUUUCCCAGGAGCGACCCCGGCCAGUCUUGGGUCAAGGAGUCCUCCACUUGGCAGUCCUUUGACUAAACGACGUGCCUGCCUAGUUGAUCAUACUGUCGGUCACCCUUUUUCCCUCUGACUCAACCCGCUCGUCAUCUCUGAUCUCGAGAUUGUGCUAGCAGGAACACAGAGGCUUGUAGUAUUUCCAAAAACCACAACAGAAAUCCAGAUUCCUCUUUCUGGAAAUACAACUAGUAAGGAGAUCUGCUCGCAUCUCUUUUCCCUCUGCCUGCUCUGAUCCCUCUGAGAUGCAGAGAUGGUGGGAAAGCCUGCAACGUACCACAUGGGGCAGACAGCCGAACAGGACUCAUUACUGGCUGUCCUCCCUUUGCCUGCAGCAUGCCGGAAAAAAAAUACCAAAUUAGAUGUGCCAGAGCUCAGCGCAGGGCCCAGCGCAAUUUGAGGCUGUAGCCCGCUUGAGAAAGAGUCGAGAUGACUGGAUUUUAAUUUAUGAGCCUGAAGGGACAGAUAUGUGUGGCUGUAGUUUGCAUAGUUUUGUGCCUCUGUCUGCUUAAUGUUGGUUAGACAGUUUAAAACUAUAGACUUUAACUAUGACUAAAAUCUAUUAAGAGAGGAUUAACUUAAAUCUGUCUGAUAAAUGCCUGUCAGAGAGAAACCACAUUUUCUGCAGCUCACUGCCUGCUGCCUCAGGCCUUAAAUUACGAUCGAUGCUGCAAAGGUUCUUUCCUCCUGUGGUUGUCCUCCCCUCUGUCUGGGGGCGACACGCUGAACCACACACUAAGCUCAAGGUUAUUCACCUCCAUCACUGCCCUGAACUGCAUCCCUGUCACCGGAUUAAACUGUUUUUUAAUUUAUUUUUGGGCAUGUGUUUUAGAUGAAUCUCAUUAAACGGAUCAAUAUGUGAUAUAGUUUUUCUUCAUGUCUCUUUCCAGCAGACCUGCCCGCCUCCUCUCUGCAGUACCAGUGUGGAUCAGUGGACUACCUGUGCUCCCCACAAUUGGUGAAGAAAAUCCCGACCCCCAGACCAUGUCAUGACAGGCCCGCCAUCAAACCCCGACCCCAGCCCUCCUCCUCACCCAGACCUCCGAUUGCACAGAAACCUCAAGGUAAAAAAAAAUCAACUGUGACCCCUUCAAGGACGAUUUCAACAUUGAGUCUGUCAUUAUGACUGACAGGUGCAGCAGGAUCAAACCGUCAUUUAUUUCCACCGUCGUCCCUGACAUGGUGUGUGUGUUUGAGUGUGUCUGCUCUCACACAGCACAGUGGGUCACAUCUGAGGAAGCUGCAGCUCUAAAGCAGGCCAGCAGAUCCCAAGUGUUUAUAUCUGGAGAUCAUUUAAGGAAUGCUAAAUAUGAACAGCAUGUGUUAUGUUUAGGGAACACAUUAUAGAGCAGGACACUGCAGAAUUGGCCCCACUGUUAUUCAGAUAGCUUCACAGCUAUUCAGCUGACCGUCAUGCCCGUUACAAAGUCACCUACAUUUUUAUUAAGUUUAUGCUCUUGUAACUAAAAGGCAACAUUAGAUUUGAACCUGCAAGUAUGACUCGACAGUUUAGCUAAACCAGCCCCCCAUUAGUUUACUAUUUUCGUAUUUUAUCCUCGUGGGACUGACUGUGCUCAAACUCUUGCUUGUAGGGUCAAUAAUUGCUGUUUGUUGCUUUUAAAACAUUCCCAACAAGUUGAAACUUGCAAUGUAUGAGCAAUCGGCUUUUCAGAAUGAAAACGAAAGAACUCCAUCGAAUGUUUUUUUUUUUUUUUUUGAUGACACAUUGUUCAUAUUGCGUGUAUCAUCACCUAUUUUUUCUAAUUUAAACUGGGUAUGGACCUGAAGUCUGGGCAUGUGUGGAUUGUCUCACUGAAGACGCACAGACGGUCAAGUUAAGCUAUUGUUUGAAAUUUACCUCAGAUCUUUUAUUAAAAAAAAAAUUAGGAGGUAUUUCCUUAUUUUUUAUCCAUUAAAGCAGUGGUUCUCAAAUCCAGUCCUCGAGCCCCGCAGUCCUGCAUGUUUUGUAUGUUUCCCUUCUCCAGCACACCUGAUUCAAAUGAUCAGCUCAUUAUCAAGUUCUGGAAUGGCUUACUAACGAGCUGAUCAUUCGAAUCAGGUGUGUUGAAGCAGGGAAACAUCCAAAACAAGGCAAAACCCUAAAGCCUAUUUUACUCCAAAAUGUUUGUAGGAAUAAUCAAACACUGUGCUAAGAAGAAGUUCUGGCAGUGAGUUUUAAUCAGGAGUUUAGAUUAAAAAAAUAAAUAAAAUUCUGUAUCUUUGGUGAAAUUUGCAAAACUGAAACAUAUAACCCCCUUCACUCGUAGUAAAAUUUAGCCACCUUUAAUAUGCGACCCAUUAUUUAUUUUUGUAAGUGUAGUCAGCAUCUCUAUUUCCAUCAGUGACGCGCGCACAGACAGAGGAAGUACUUGAAUUAACGUCUGUAACAUCUCACAUUUCCUGCUUUCAGAUAUUAAAGUUUCUGCAAAUGAAAUAUAUGCAAAUAAACACACUGGACUGUGACAGAGACAACAGCUCAUAGAGUGCAUGCAUGCAUGAUUGCAGAGGUCAUUAAGGCAGUGACAGUUUUGUCACUUCUCUGUCUGCUGUAGUGUUUUUUUUUGUUCUAACUGGAACUGUGGUGACUUUAACGCCCGCACUCACUCAUUUCAGCAUCCUGUUUGAAAUAAGGAAGUUGCUGACAGCUUUGGUUCAGUGUUGUUCAAACUCGACUCUGCUGCUUCAUGUUUUUAUCUUCAUUUUGUCUGUCCUUGGAUUUUUGUCUUUUUCAAGCAAACAGGUCGCCUUUACAGAAAGAUUUCACCAUGGAGGUUUUCUCUCUCGGGAUUUUACACGUUACCUGAUACUUUUUGUUCUCUGUCUGCGGUCUCGUGCUUCUCUGCUUCUCAUAUUUUGUCCACGCAUUUGGAUUUCUGUACCUGUAGUGCCCCCUAAACCAACGCACCUGCUCGCCCUCGGGCAAGAUAAGAAACCGAAGAGGAUCCCUCCUGCACCCUCCAGACCAUUGCCGGCUCCCCCUCCUCCACCUAAACCAAAGCCCAGUGUGACUCCUCCUGGCGUGGGUGCGCAGCCACAGAGAGAAGCGCAGAAAGUUGGGCUGCUCAUCGAGAGGUUCGAAAAUUCAAGGUAAAGCCCUCAAAUUUUUGAGUAAAUGUAUGAUUCUCUGUGCAAAAAGAAAUUUUAUGAAUUGAAUGUCUUUAUAUUUCUGUUUAAUUAUAUAAACUAAAAUUCAAAGACCUUCAUAUUCAUAAUUUGGCUUUUAAAGAGGUCGAUUCACUGUUGGUUUAGCUAGGAUCAUUCCAGAACAUUACUAUCUUUGAAGUCACAAUUUAAUAUUCAUGGAUUUUUCCAGGGUGCCCAUCCUGGGGGUGCUCCCUCGCUCCCAGCUGCACCUGUGUCUGAGAAUGGACCCUGCGUCUGACAUCACUUCCUCCUGCGGCCAGGACACCAUCACGGCGAAGGUUGCAGGAGACUCCUCCCCUGUGGACAAACUUGCACUUAGCACCUCAGAACGGACUGACGAAGUGUCUGAACUUUCCCGCCUGUCCUCUGUACACCUGGACAGCUCAGACGACGCCCCGCUGGACGACUGUGACAUCACGCACGAUGGCGUCAGUUGCCUUGAUGUUGUGGAGCGGGAGAAUGGCUCCUCCCACGAGCUCCUGGACAAUCAGAACUCUUUAGAGCAAAAUGGGAAGAUUCCUAACCGGGACAGCGGCAUUGACAGCCCGUCCUGCACCGCCGAGGGGGAGGUGUUCCCUAACGAGGACGCCAUCGACGAGGAGGAUCAUUACGACAGCGUCACAGAAACAGAGAGUGUGUCCUGCUGCGUUACCCUGGGCAACAAGAGAGACUCAACUCAGGAUGAGGACAGUGACCUGGAUGAGGGCAGCAGUGGAGAAAUACACUCCCUGACAGACACACAAACAGGCUAUCUGGCUGAUGCACACUCAGAGGCGCACAAAGUGAGUACCUCCCAUGCUUAAAGUCAUAAAACUGAAAGACCAUCAUUUAAUUGUUUACCACACUGGAGCACUUUUUAAUUUUAAUGUUACAUCAUGAUUUUCAGGAAUGUGCAAUUGAGCAUAUCCUGCCAAGCUUCAUUUCAGACAGUCAGUCUGCCUUUAAUGUUGUGAAAAAAGGUAGCUUGUGUCUAUUAUUAUCUCAGCCUGGGUGAACAGUUUCAAAGAGUACUUCCACAUGAAACAUUACACUCUGUUACAGCCUCAGUUUACCGGUCACAAGUGAAUGACUUUAUCUUAGAAGCUCUGCUAUUACAUAAAAGGACAAAUACCUGCUUUAAAGCCGUAACUGGAGCUUAUCGUAGAUAUUAUAUAAAAGUAUCCAGAGACUGAUAUCCUGCCCACAGCUUAGCUAAGGUUUCAGUUUGUUCCUGUCCUUCAAUUUGAGUAUUGAUUGUAAACAACACUGUGAACUCAAGUAAUGCACAGGCUGUUGGCCUGUGUGUGCAGAUAAUGUUUCUUUUGGAGAUCCAACAUUUCAGGUUGAAAAGCUUCAGAGCAGAGUCUGAACAUAUUAACAUAUUUAAGAAAAUAGAUUCUGCAAGUAAAGACAAAGAAAGGGAAAAGAAGAUGAAACUGUUUUUGGAGUUAGAGAAGAUUUAUUUCCCAGACACAGAAAAUGGGAACGACAGACUCUGAGAAGAAAAGCAGCCAUGUGGAAUAAAAAUGAUCAUUGUCUUUUAUUUAUACAACAUGAAAAAUAUUAGGAUUCACAAUUUCAUAGUUUCAUAUAGCAAUAUUGAUGUAUGCGUGAUUGCUGGAAUAAAGAUGCAAAUAUUAGAGGGCGCCUAUUUGCUACAACUUGACCUCCUAUUCAUGUUUCACACAGUAGCUCAGUAACAACAUGUUCUCUCUGAAUACAUAGAGCCUAAAGCUGAUAGCUAUCUUUAGCUUCAUCAAAACAGUUUUUCUCCAGAUAGAGAAAAAAGCAGGUAUACUUGAUAGAGAAGUUUGCUUGUUAACGUCAAAUAAUCUAAUACUUCUGUUGUGAUAAAUUCACUUUUGUUUCAUGUGUUUAUUUUGAAAGCUCACACUGCACUUACAGUGAAAUUCAUUGUGCGGCCCUCAUUGUGCGGCCCUCAUUGUCGCGUUCUCUCUCAGCACGUUUUAAUGCUGUAAAACACACCCAGUGUGCACAAAUGUCACACGAUCACACAAACUGCAAACUGCCGUGGCCUCUGCUGACCGCCCACGCCCACAGUCUUCUGGGGAAAGGUAUCUCUGCUCUCCAGUGCUUCCUGAUCCCAACACUGCUGUGAGAGGAAGGGUGUGUUAUGUGUUAUGUGAGGGCUUCUAUAACUAUGAGUAUUGGUGACACAGCUGACAUGUUGAUAGCCACAUAAUGACAUUUUUAUCACAAAGGGAUGUGGGUUUUCAGUGAGCUGUACUGCGAAAGCGCAGGAGGCUGAAUUUUUUGUGUUUGUGCUGCAAUCCAUUUUGCAAACAAUGGAAAAAUUUUGGUUCACUUUUUAGUCAGCCGAGUGGGAUUUGAUAAUGCUUGGUAAUGCUAGGUUUUCAUACAGUUUAUAAUCUGCGGUGCAAGUUUCAUCCUCUUGUUUCUGUUGUGUGUAUGAGAUGUGGAGGACAGCUGUUUGGAAAUCCACAUUUGGUCCUCUGCAUCGUCAUGAUAGACUCUGAAGCAAUUGUAAUCAGAGAGACAUUGUUUUGACGCCUAACCGUACAUGUUUUAGAGCACCUGAGUUCUCAAUGAGGGAAAGAGACACAUCUUCGUUUUCACCACAACAGCAUGUACGAAUUCUUAUAUAACUUCAAGCAGCUUUUCUCAGUAACCACGGCUGCUGAGCUUAACCGGCAACUGAAAUAGAGCUUUGUGAAAGUCAGCAAACAGUUUUCCAUUUUUGGAUGAUGUAAACGAAGCCUUGGUCAGGGCCAUCUGUUGUCUGAUUCAGCUGUGAAAACUGGUGAUAUGUAAUAAUAACCCUCUUUUUGUCUCUGUUGUCAACAAAGUCCUUAAAAAAACAGCAAAUACAAUGGUUUAAUCUGGUGAACCAUAUGUAUUAUUGGGCAAACUAAUCCUGAUAAAGCUAAUCAUAUUACAUCAUCAAGCUAAGUUUUGUCAUCCAAAAACUAAAUAUGCAUUCAUGAUAGCUGCCUGACAUAUGCAUGAGUAACAAUACAUCCAAAUACAGUUCUAUAUGAUGAAUGAACAGAGCAGCAUGAGGAAACCCUGUUUAUUCUAUGAUGCGUGCAAAUCAAUAACUGACCCCAAGUAUUACAGAGAGAGAUGAUUUCUAGUAGUUCUCUUGUUUGCAGAUUUUAACUCCAUUAUUCUCCUCACGGACACACUAUUUACUCAUCUGUUGUGUUUGGAUCAAUGUUAUUACAGACAGCAUCAGUAUGUUGGGAUUUGAGUGUUUUGUCGGACUGUUGUAAGGCCUCUGUGUAACAAAAACAUCAGGUGUAGGAGGAUAAAGCAAAUGAUUUUAGGAUCAAUGCUUCAAUAAGAAAGAAAUUUCAGUGAUAGUGUGAUAUUGUCAAUGAAAUGAGCUGAAGUGAAAUUUCAUCUUAUUAGUUUUAUUUCAUCUAAGCCCAGUCCUCGAGGCCCACUGUCCUUCAUGUUUUGGAUGUUUCCCUGCUCCAACACCUGAUUCAAAUGAUUAGCUCGUUAUCAAGCUCUGGAAUGGCUUAAUAACGAGCUGAUCAUUUGAAUCAGGUGUGUUGGAGCAGGGAAACAUCCAAAACAUGCAGGACAGUAGGCCUCGAGGACUGGACUUGAGAACCACUGAUCUAAGGGAUCCACAGUGGGGUCUGUGGGGGGAUGUGGCAGCCUUCUGCCUCAUGAGGAUGAACUGCAGAGCUGACAGUGAAAACAGAAGACAAAUGAAGUCUUGGUUUUCUCAAAGAAAAGAGAAAUAGAUAACAGCCAGCAGCUUUAAAUAGGCCACACCGCACAUUAACUGCACAGCUGAGAAAAAAAUUUCAAAGAUAAAAAUAUACCUCAAUAUGUUUGCAUAUGAUUCUGUCUUUACUGGUGUAACAAUAAUCCUUGGAUAUCUCACACAAGUGUUUUAGCUACUGAAGAAUAACAUGACUGUGAACUUGUAAGAUUAGAAACCUUAUGUGCCACCUACCUGCCUUGACAUACUUGCAUGCUGAAACAAAAAGAUUUUUCAUGUUUUAUAAUAAUGUGCACCAGUAAGUGAAUAUUUGCUUUGCUUGUAGUUCCUUUGGUAUAAUUGUUGGUUUCUGUCUGUUUUCUUCAGUGCUCAGAGGCUCAGAAGCUCCUCAACAUCGCCAAAGAGCUGCUCCAGACUGAAGAGGCCUACGUCAAAAGACUCAACCUCCUCGACCAGGUAACAGCAUACCUGGCAUGUUUUAGUUUGGAAAAUAAGAGAAAUUUACCCGAGCGAAAAGCGAGGAAAAAGUACUACGAGGACUAGCCUCCAAUUGGCUGCCAGAGUAGCCAUUCGGAGCAUGCGAUGGCACACUCAAUUUGCAUACAAGACAAGCGACACAUCCACCACACAUAUACCAGACACAGUCAGGCCAGAGAAAAACACCAAUUUACGAGACAAGACUGGAAUAUUACGACCCCGUAUUAAGAUGUCUAUUUUGUGGGCAACAAGGACAUCAUGAAACGUAACAACGAUAAACAGAUCAGCGUUUGUACAUUUGUCAAUUUUUCUCCCAAGAAUGGAAAACUCCAUGUCAGUUCAACGCUAACAGUCUGAUUCUAUGUGAGAAUCUAACAUUGUGUUUGGAUGCUUCUGGUCCUGAUUUCAAUCUGGUAUGUGUGCCAGUGGUCUUAGUGAUUGAGAUCACGGCUGAGCUGGAUUAAAACUGUGGCACUGUUAUCCACUAGACCACAACCAUCCUCAGUUGACUGAAUUACUUGUAGAAGUGUGAGAAUGUGGCUCAAUUUAUGUUUGAACACGUGCAGCAAAGUUGCACUUACUAGACGUAGUGUGCCUGUGCUUGAUAAGACUGCAGGGUGGUAGGUAUUGAUAGUGUGAGAGCGUGUGUGGGUGUGUAUUUGGUAGGGGUGUGAUACAGUGUUAUACCCUCACAGUGGUAUCUUAAACACUUGUGUGUAAAUCCCGUGGAUUAGAGAUGUGUGUUUUCUGACUCUCAGCUGGUUUAUAAUUAGAGAGCUCUGUCUGGGCUCCAGCUUCUGCUGUUUGCAAAGAGACAGUUUCCUCUUAGUACUCCAUUAGAAUUCUCAUAUAUUAGUAGAAACUUUAUCCUUAUUUGUUCUGUCACAUGGUAAAACAGCACUGUACAGAAACAGAACUCAAUUUUAUCCAUGUAUAGAAUAAAAGACAGAUAAAGAUAAUCAGCCAAAGCCAAUGAUCAGCCUACUUUUAUGUACAGCUCAUUAAAACUCAAUAUAGCCGUUAGCAUAGGCCUGUUUGAAACCACAUUAUACAAAGUUCAUGAAUUAUAAUUGUUAAUUAUUUUGCUUUUCUUUGCCUGCGUGUUUGACUUUUUUUCUUAUCACCUUUUUAUAUAUUUUUUUGUUUGUUUAUGUCUUUAGUAUUUUUGUACUAUCACCAUCAUUGUUUGUUAGGUUAUGCCCCUAACUGAAUGAAUAGAUACUAGAAACAGUACAUAUAUCACAGCUAAGUCAAGCUUAGUUUUUCCUAAGUUUUCUUCUUUUUUGUACUGAAGGAACUGUAAGUUCACUUUCCUGUUCAAUGUUAAAAAAUAAUUUAAAAAGAUAAAAAAUAAGAAGUUUUAUCAGAUCAAGUGUCUGAAAACUUUAAAACGUUUCGUUUAGCAUCACUAAAACAAGAGCUGUGAGUUAUCAGGAUUAAGCAACCACUCAAAGAUGCUUUUUCGAUUAUUUUUUUUUUCUUGGAAUCUUGAAAUUUUUGCAACCUCACAUGUCUCUACCUAUCAGUGAAUAAAUUUAGCUCUAAAUACCAUCUAUUAACCAUUGGACUUAACUCUUGAUCAGUCUAAUUUAACUUAAAUAUCUGUCACUUUCACCAUUCGGUUAUUGCUGUUAUUCUAGAGAUGAGAAUUUAAACUUGGUGGUUCAGUCAUCUUCCUCUUUGUUGAGUUAAUGUGGUUAAGAGACAUCAAGUUGCCCUAUCACCAAACAGCUCUGGUUUACUUGCUACAGAAGUCUGAGAACCCUCACAGUUCAACUUCCUGUUUUUGUUUCACUGUUCUCAAUCUCACACGACACAGGUUACCUUGGAAAUAUGGGUGCUAGUCUGUUAGCGUGACUGACGAGUAAGCCAAAGAUAAGUGAGGGAUGGGUGAAGCAAGAUGAGUUAUGAUGAAUCCGAACAGGCUGACACGAUAUGAGUCACAAAAUUUGAACAGUUAACGGGAACUGCAAGAGUAAAGACUGUAAGAUCUGCUGAUCAGCAGGAGCUGGUAUAAUUUAAUCUGAAAAAAACAUCCGCUGCCUUUCUGUCUCCUCUUUCAACUGCACGCUUAGAGUCUUGUAAAACACUUCCUGUGAUUAAUUUGCCCCCUGCUGAGAGGACCCAGAUGACAUCACUAUGAUAUAAUCUGUUUUUACUGCACAGCCUCCAACACCAAAACUGAUCAAAUGCAACUACUAAACAAGCCGAGGCAGACUAAACAUGAUCAUUAAACUCAUUCUUGACUGAUCGAAUGUUGUGUUUCACAGGUAUUUUGCACUAAGCUCACAGAGGCUGGAAUCCCUCAGGACGUCAUUACAGGGAUCUUCUCCAACAUCUCCUCCAUCUACUGUUUCCAUGACAAGUUCUUGCUUCCUGAGCUGAAGACACGUAUUACUGGAGAAUGGUGAGAUAUAAAAACACCCAAAAUACCCAAUGUGACGUUGUUGAAGGGAUGCUUUGGCUCUGUUGUGGUCAGCAGUUGGCAUUAUUGCCAGAUUUUCAGCUGUGACGAGUUGCUGUGAUGUGUGUUUUGUGUAUCAGAGUGCAGAACAAGCGGUAAAUCUACCUUUAUUGUGGAUUACUGUGCCAACAUCUGCCACCCUCAGCAGAAAAUGACUCCUCCAGAGGGCUGUGUUUUGGGAAAUCACCUGUCACAUAAUUGAUGUCUUUGUAAAAAACCUAUUUGGCUAGAAAUGAAAGAGUAAAAGAUGAGUACACACAAGCGGAAGAUGAGUUAUAAAGGAUUAUUUUGUUGAAAUUCCCCAAGAAGUGCCUGUGAGUUGAGACGAUUUGUCUUUGAAGAAACAUUCGAGAAAACCCUCAAACAUAGAAACUCACUUUACUUACCUGAGCGAAGUUUAUGAUGAUUUCCUCCUAAACUAAAAUUUUUACAGAUGCAUUUUUAUCAAUAAGAAGGACAAUGUUGAUACUAAGGGUCUCUUUGCUUCAGCUUGUAAAGCUUGUGCAUGGACUCAGUUCACUUUCAUUUUAAAAGUUAAGCCUCAGAAAAAGAUAAACAUAGACUUUAAAAUAAAACAUUUAAAGAUGUUUAACGAAACAUUUUUCCAGGUAUUUUGUAUUUUUUUAAAAGAGUAUGGUAUAUUAUCUAAAAGAAGGUUACAAGGUCACAUCAAGUUUUAUCAAGUUGUAGCCCUGUCGUGUCAUAUCCAUCCUCAGAUACUCAUAAAAGAUAUGCCUUUCUUUGUUUGUCUAAUUGCAUUAAUCCAUUUGUUUGUUUUGUUUUCUUUAGGGACUCAAAUCCUCGAAUCGGAGACAUCCUCCAGAAACUGGCUCCGUUUAUGAAGAUGUACGGCGAAUAUGUGAAGAACUUCGACCGAGCCAUGGACUUGGUCAACACAUGGACCCAGAGGUCGUCACAGUUUAAGAGUGUAGUCCAGAACAUUCAGGUAUAUAUUUUGUUGGUAUAUCAAAUGACUGCUAACUUCACUAAAAACUCUGAAGCAACUUCUCAGUUCUUUGUUUUUGUGUUUGUGCCAACAGAAACAGGAUGUGUGUGGGAACCUGACGUUGCAGCAUCACAUGCUGGAGCCGGUCCAAAGGAUUCCUCGCUAUGAGCUGUUGCUCAAAGACUACCUGAAGAAGCUGCCUGAUGAUGCUUUGGACAGAAAAGACGCAGAAAGUGAGACACUGAAACAUUUUUAACCACUUUGUUAUUGUUUAUUGUUGUCACAGCAGGUUGCACCUCUCCGGUAUCUCCCAACUUACACCAUUGAUGGUUUUGCAAACUACAGUAUUGCGCACUUCUCAGUACAGAGUGAAUGGUCUGAUAUUUCACAAAGUGUCUCAUGGUUUGACUUCCUUUCUUUAGAUGUUGAUUUUAAAUUGAUUUGAAAAAACGCCACAUUAAAUAAAGAAAAAGUUUUACAAGUCUUCUACUCACUGUAAUAAUCAAAAAUAGUAUUAGGAAUGGGUCCCCCCCCCUGCAUGUUUUGGAUGUUUCCCUGCUCCAACACACCUGAUUCAAAUGAUCAGCUCGUUAUUAAGCCAUUACAGAGCUUGAUAACGAGCUGAUCAUUUGAAUCAGGUGUGCUGGAGCAGGGAAACAUCCAAAACAUGCAGGACAGUGGGCCUCGGGGACUGGACUUGAGAACCACUGAGUUAAUAUGACAGUGGUUGAUAAGAUUUAACUCACAUUAUAGUAUGAUUCUUUGGCUCAAAAGUGCCCGGUUAAAAUUUUGUAAUUCUAUAAUAAUUCUAUAUUUUAUCAACUCAUACUAAGAUAAAGAACAGAUGUAUGGAGAUAACCCCGAUGCUGAGGGAGUUGGUAGAGUCUCAGUUUGUGCCUCGGCUCACCAGAUAGAACAUUUUAGAAAUGUCAUGAGAGAAGUGGGGGCAGGUUGGGGGCAAACAGUUGUUCACUCUUGGCAGUGGAGUAUGAGAUGAGGGGCUUAGCUGACCUUUUAAUUCAAAGGAGCUUUAUUCAAGCCAGCACAUGUUCUUCUGUUUUUUUCCUGCACACAAUAUUUGCACUGUGUUAAAGAUGACCUUAAUUCACAUAAUGCACCUUUAAUGUCCAUGCUAUGGCUCAGCACCUCUUAUAAAUCUCCUCGUUUUUUUUUCUACUCUUAAAUCCAUCUUUUCACACUUUAUGAAGUUUACAUUUGCAGACAUAUCUCACGCACACUGCAAUCCAGUGCAACAGCCUCUCUGACCACAUAUUGAAUUUUACAUGAUGGUGAUGGUGGUGAUGAUGUCCUCCCACAUCCUUGUGUCCAUUUCCCGGAGAAUGUAACCUCACCACAUUGUGUUGUUUGGAGUCUAAGGGGGGGUUUUCUCUCUCUCUCUCCUCCGCUCCGGCUGACAUGCAGUUUAUCACAGUUGUUUUGGCCUCAUUUCCUGCGGCUGUGUGUCUCCUCUGUUGUAUGUAGGCCAUGAUUAAGAUGGCUGACUCAGGUGCUCCUAAGCAUUAGCACAAGACUCACUACUGGCUAACUGCCAGCCUAACUCAGCCAGUGUGUCUAAUGAUGAGACAGCGCACGCUUUGUCCGAUUCUUUUAAAUUUGUAUUGGACAUUUUCUUUGGAUUGAUUUACAGUCACAGUUUUCUGUUUUUAUCACACAGUUUCCCUUCAACGCUAAAAUAUAUGUCUGAUUUCUUAUUACAGAGGCACUGGAGCUAAUCUCUACUGCAGCUAACCAUUCCAAUGCGGCAAUAAGGAAAAUGGUAAGACUUUACAUAACACUACAUCACUGUUUUCUAGCCUCUUUUCGACACCUUCUCUCAGUCUCAUUGAGCUUUAUAAAAAAAAAACAGCUUAUCCGUUACCCAAUCUCAUUGUCGCUGAUGCUGUUCUGUCAGUCAGCAGCAUUGCAAGAGUUUGUCUGGAGGAGUGAACAUUUUGAAUUAGCACAGACAGGAAGUUGCUGUUUCCUGCCUCGGGUUUCGCAGCUUUGAGGAAGCCCGGCUGACUCUUUUUAACACUCGUCCUCCUCAUCUUUUUCCUGUGUCUGGCUAUGUUACUCACAUUUCUCUCAACCUUGAAACAACUUUAGCAGACAAAUGUGUUUCUGAAUCAAUACAGGAAUAUAAUAUCUGCUCGCUGCCUUGCUUGAAAACCCCCAUGAAUGAGAAAGAGACUUAGCUGACAGUGAAAUCACCCCCUCUGGUGGAAUUUAGGCCACAGCUUCAUCUGUCUUUUCUGUCUGGUUUCCUCAUCUUCUUCUCUCCCACUGUUUCCAGGAGAAAAUGCACAAGCUGCUGGAGGUUUAUGAGAGGCUCGGGGGAGAGGAGGACAUAGUUAACCCGGCCAAUGAGCUUAUCAAAGAAGGACAUAUCAAGAAGAUGUCAGCCAAAAACGGAACAGCACAAGACCGAUACCUCUACUUGGUGAGAGUGGAGAGGUGUUAAAAUAAAGAGUGAAAUAUCGCGCUAAUGAAGAAGAUUCGUGAAUGUAACUAUGAUAUUUUCUGAUCUAGUUCAACAACAUGGUGCUAUACUGCGUGCCUAAACUCAGACUGAUGGGACAGAAGUUCAGCGUAAGAGAGAGGAUCGACAUCGCUGGCAUGGAGGUAAACUCCUGCUCCUCCUUUUUGCUCUGUCUGAUAUCUUUCCUUCUCUCUGCUGCUCUUUGGUUUGUUUUGGUGGGCUCACGGUGAUCUUCCUCCACUUUUUGAACCUCAGGUGCAGGAAAAUGUGAAGCAGAAUCUUCCUCACACGUUUGCCAUCAUUGGUAAACAGCGAUCACUGGAGCUGCAGGCGAGGUAAGACAGAAACACCAAUUGAAACGAAACCUGCUGUUAUGGCCUUAAACUUGAUUUGACAUUUAAUUUUACUGUGAAGGGAGAUCAAAACACUGAGUACUGCACAAUAUGAAUAAUAAAGCUGUGUUUUAUGAGCUUGCUAGGAGGGUACCAUGCCUAUGAGCAGAGCCACAGUUAGCAUUUACAGUUAGCUCAUUCACAAACUAGCUUCUGGUGUAAACAGCCAGACCAAGAACUAUUAUUACUUUUACUUACCUGUAUUUAAAAAGCUGCACAUGCUUUUUAUCUGCGCUGUAAAACCAAACAAGAGUGAGCUGAGGCUUUGAUUAUUCAUUUUAGACUGACCGUGUUUUCACUUUUUCAUGUGUUAAUAUUUGAAUUGUUUAAUUUUUAGUAAAUGUUCAUUUUAUUUUUGUUUUACAGGACGGCUGAGGAAAAAGAAGACUGGAUUCAGGUAAGGAUCACGCCCACGCUUCAAAUACAGACAUACAGUCCCCAGUCGCUCGUGCCCUCAUCCAGUGUUUGGUGCCUGUGGUGGUCCCGCUUUAUUAGAAAAUGGAAUUAGCAAAGAUUUCCUCCCCUCGCUGAGUGUUUGGGAAUUAAAUUCUCUAAUAAAGCCCCUCAUUAUUGCUCAUUUAGCCCAUUACAGUAAGGGAAAGCUGAUUAAAACAUUUCGCAGGAUUGAAGAGCGGGUGGGUGUUUCACAAAAGGGUUAUGGGAGGUAUGCGUGUGGUUUUACGCGCGAGUUGAUCUCAUCAGAGGGAGGGGAGAGUAAACUUAAUAGAUUUUAAAGAACGGCUUCAAUUCUGCUAUUAAGAAAACAUGAAAUGAAAACGUGUCUGAUCAAUAAUCCAUCUCUUUCUCCGUGAUUUUUCCCUCCCUCAGGUGAUCCUGGCCACUAUCGAGCGGCACAAACAAAACAGCGAAACAUUCAACAAAGCUUUCAACAGCUCCUUCUCCCGGGAAGAUGACCACAUCCCUGAAUCACCGGUCAGUCUCCCUCUCCUUCAUCAGUCACUGCAUCGAUCAUUCAAUAAGAAAGUCAUCCGGUGAAUUGAAUCACGGGAGACUAAUGGUAGACCAAACAAGUCUGUCAUAAUCUGGUCUUUGUCUGCCUGGACAGCUCCCCAUCUAUGGAUAUAGUAGUAGUAUCACACAUAUAAAGAAGCUCUGUCUUCCUUUCAACCUCUGACAGUUGCAACACGUAGCGUCUGUGCGUCCCCUCUUCCAGAACUCUCUCAUGACCUAAUAGGGAAAGCCCGAGUCAAAGUGUAUACAAAAGUCUUAUGAAUCUGCUUUGACCCACUUUGGUCUGGCUGGAGUUGGAUGCAGGCCAAAUGCAACUUCAUACAAGUCAGAGGACCCGAUCUAUAAGUCCAGACUGACGCCUAGUGGUGAAAUGCUCUCACUGCAGGCAGCAGCUGCUCAUGCUAAAAGCUCUUAUUCCUCCCUCAGGGACUCUGGAGCAACACAUCCAUCGACUCAGAUGGUGAAAGACUGCAUGAAAGGGUAAGACACAAUCUUUAAAUGUAAAAAUACUUUUUGAGAGUUUGUAGAGCUUUAGAAAGUUCUGGUAUACAUGGUGCUGGCAGGUACAGGAGUCUUCCAACAGCACACCAAAAGACUGAAGAACAGUUACCAACCACAUGCAGUUUGUUUACUAAACUCCUGACAGUACCACCGGACAAUACUCUGUGCAAUAACCCACUUAACUGUGCAAUAUCAUCUGUGAUGUGCAAUACCAUGUGCAAUACAGCAAUUCGUACACCAUUAUUACCUCCACCAAGGAGGUUAUGUUUUCGGUAGCGUUGGUUUGUUUGUCUGUUAGCAACUUUACGGAGAAUGUAACAGACGGAUUGACCUGAAAUUUUCACCAGAGGUGCGACUCAGCCCCAGGAGGAUCCCAUUAGAUUUUGGUGGUGAUCCGGACAAAAUUCUGGAUACUGUGAUCCAGAACACAGAAAAAUAAGGGUGUCGUUGGAAUUUUCAAUGCUGAAAGAUAACCAAUGGGCGGCACAGAGGGUUAGAUAAGUGGCACAGUGGUGUAGUGAUAAGCAUCGUCGCUUCACAACCAUAAGGUCCUGGGUUCGAAUCCUGGUCAGGGCAUUUCUUGUUUAAGGGGGGACAUGAGCUGCUUGGCGGAGGUCUGCGCUCUCCAAGUGCUUUUCUAGUUUAUCAUAUGCAAUAUGGCAAUUUUCAUACCUCAUUUAUCCCACCAACUUAUCCUCCAUUUCAUACAUCCACACUCAGCACCUACUUCAUCGAUUGUGCACUUUGUAAAUAUUUCUCUUAUACUUCUAUUCAUCUUUAAUAUUUUUUUGUAUCCUUAUAUAAUUGUAUUCCUCUCAGUUCUUAUUUAUCUGUACUCCUUCGAGUCGAGCGGUCCUCUCAUCCAGGGCAUUUCAUUGCAUUGUUGACCUUGUUUAACAUGCUCAUAACAAAUAAACAAAUCUAUUGAAUCUCUCUCUCUCUCUCUCUUUCUCUCUGGGGUAGUAUGACCCAACAAUGUGCAAAGAUAUUGUUGCAGUUCAUACUCGUAGUGAUUUCAGGCUGGAUAACUGUGAUGAUGACAGUGUUUCACAAUAGUAGGAGAUCCAUCUGCUUUUAACAUCCAAAAAAGGAAAGCAAAAAGUGCUACUGUAGAAAAAAUAAUAAUAAAUGCAAUUCACUUUUCAUCCCACAAUGCCUCUAUCAAAACAAUGUGACUGCUGUGGUUAUAGUCGUCCUCAGAGACAGAUUGUGUGUCUGCGUGGGUGUCUCUGUCUUUGACUUUGUUAGUAGGAAGGUGAAAUGGAAGACAGACAGCCAGGCAAACAAAGGAUGAAGCAACACGAGCUCUCAGACAUUCCUUUGGUUCAUUUGUGCUGAAACAGACCAGGCCGAAAGGCUUUGACACAUGACUGUUUCUCCUCCAUGUGUAUUUUCCAGAAAAGUUCCCGGAAAAAGGAGAAAGAGAAGCAAACGUGUAAAGGCUGCAACGAGAGCUUCAACUUCACCAAGCGCAAACACCACUGCAAGUCCUGUGGAGCGGUGAGCACAGAUGGGAGAGGAGACAGCAGGGGCACAGUUUGGUUGCAUGUAGAAGUGAUGAUGGGAUGGAGAGAAAAGUCAGGGAACGAGUGGAACAUGUCUUUCGGAUGAUUGAGAGUUCACAACAAAGCAGACUUCUAAUGCUGUCUCUCUGCGUCCUUCUGCAGGCCAUCUGUGCAAAGUGUUCAAAGACCUUGGACAACAAAACCAGCCGAGUGUGCCCGGAGUGUUUCGAAGCCAGCCUCAGCCUGGAGAACUUGGGUGUUAGUGAACAGAGAAGGAAAGCAGGGCCUGAGGUGAGACCAAGUAAAAACAAGAACACACUCUAAAAAAUUUACAUUUGAUCAUACAGUGGAAGAUUUAACUCCCUGUAUACAAACAAUCAUGCUAAAAAGACUGUAUCCUGUAUAACCUGUGGAAUACUAAUGUUACCUUUCUAUACAUUACUGCACACAGACACAAGCACAUAUUCAAUUGUACAAGAGUUUCACUGAGAAACGAAUCCCUCUUAGAUGACUCAUAGUUUAUAAAUAUACACAUAUAUUUAUACAGUGUUAAGUUCAUUAUAAUUAGACUGCAGCCUAACUUGCAGCUGACUCAGCUGUGUGUCUGCUUGUGCUGCAAAAUCUAUUCUGUUAGAUCAGAUUAGUUUAGCUUUAACUUUUCGAUCCUUUUGGGACAGUUAGAAAUUGUCGUCAUACUAAAAACCUUUGACUUUUCACACACAUUUUUGUUGACAUUUCGUUCACCGUUCAUCGCUUUUUUUCCUUGUGAGGAUUCCCCCCAAUUUGAAUAAGAAAAAGCUCCACUGCAGUGCACAUUUUUCACCACAUGAGGGAGCUGUAGGCCACACAUGGUUAACACAGAGGGCAGCAGGAGCUUGGACACCUUGAUAUAAACAAAUCUCAUUGUGCCCUACUUUGUGAUGAGUCAUGACAUAAUCUUGAACACUGUGAGAUCCCCUCUCUCAUAAGAAAAUUACAUGAUACGCAUUUAACUACAAGCUAAUUCAAAUAAGAAAUACAUUUUAAAGCCAAAAAUGAAACUGUAUGUUAAAUUCAGUCAACAUUUCUCACUGUCAUUUCAAAUUCAUGAGGCUACCAGGUUGUCUCACACUGCUACUGAGGUUUAACACAUCGUUUAUCAUGGUGUAUCUACUUCCUUACAAAUACUUUUACUUCCUUUUUAGAGGCAGACAUCUCUAACGGGAGAGAACUGUCUGAUAUGUGGCCAACUUCAAGUGCAAGAGAAAGGGAAGAGCUGGACAAAGAUGUGGGUGGCUGUCACAAAGGCUGAGCCGCUGGUGUUGUACUUGCAGAGUAACGGACAGGUACAAGUUCAACACAAACACACACGUAUAGAUAUUUUUAUCUACAUCCCUUUUUUUCAGGAUUGUGUACUUUCAUGAUUCAUGUCUUCUUCUGACUAAACUGUUGUUGGUACAAGUUGAUCAGGGUGAACAUGUAGCCAGUCAUCUUUUCUAUGUCAGCUGAUCGUCUUGCAACAUGUCUGGACUUUCCUCUAUAAGUCCUGCCUAUCCCACAUCCUCCAUACGAGGGAUGACCUUUGUGUAGCUUAGCACCAGUGCACAACAUUUUGUGUGAAUCAAAUCUGGGUUAGAAAGAAUCUGACCUCAGGUAUUGUUGCUGUUGUUGUCAGACAUGCUGCUCCACUAUGUGACAAAGCCCUGGUUUUCACUCGAUCAGAUUGAACACUUCAUGUUCCUUGAAAUCUUGGCUCUGAAUGCAGGAUUAAAUCCACUCAGAACAUCCCUUGGACAGACUUUUCACUGGCUUGUUUACAUGCUCGCCUAAAAUAAAAAGAUUCCAAUCAUAUUUGGGAGCUUUUUGCUGUGAUUCAUAGUGGAUGGCACAGAAGGAGAGUCCGCCUGACAAAACCUCUCCCAGUUUCAAUUCCAGGACUAAUAUCUCAAUCCUGCAGCAGAAAGCUUUCAUUCCAAAGAUUAGGAUUAAAAGGGAGUUGAGAGAAAGCAUUCCCUGUUUAUCCGGAGGAAGCAGGGGGAAGGGUUUAGUAUACAUGCAGCGGAAAAGACAGCCAUCACUUUCUGCUGUUACCAGUUUGUUUUCUGUUCCUGUAUAUUUGACAUAUUCACUUUAUUUGUCUGUAGGACUCCAAGGGUGCUCGGGCAGUGCCUCUACCUGGUUUCGAGGUGGGCGUGGUUCCGACUUCAACAGGGGAUAAGUCAGAUGUCAAACAUGUCGUGCAGCUCAGUCACACCCAGCAAACUUUGCUCUUAAGUGCCCAAGAUGCAAAACUUCAAGCCAAGUGGGAGGAGGUUCUCUCGAAAGCAGCCCGCGGAGAAACACCCACAGAUACGUCGGUCAGCCUGACUGAACACAGGAAGAGCCAGUAGCGGCUGUGUUGGGGCGACAGGGCUCCCUCCCACCCCUUCCCCUUCUCUCCUGUGUAUAGAGCACACAUUACUUGAAUUCACUUUACCUUGGCACUUUUUAGUUUUGUUAUUUUUUUUUUCCCCCCUCCAAAGGACCACUCAAUCCUUCCUAUACCACUUCAGUCUUCACGUCAUGACCACAAAGCUACAUCUUCCUCUUCGUUUCCACCUUUCUGUCUUUCUCAAACACACAAAAACAAGAAGGACUAUACAUUCAAACCACAAAUGUAUGUUUACGUGGUUCGAUAGUUUUAUUAUUUUCAGUGUUUUCAGCAACCAGAGAGGACUAAAUAUUUUAUUUGUAAAAUAGCUGAAGAAGGUUUUUUUUUUAAAGAUGAAGUUUCUUGUACAUUAUGCGACCGUGUUGUGAAGCAUUAAAUCUUAUAUGUUUGUUUUUCCAUUUGUGUGAAAGUACGUGUGUGAGUGUGUGUUUGAAUGCGAGGCCACUCCUGUGUUUAUUAAGUAUUGAAUGUUAGUGUAAGAAAAAACCUGGUGCCACCUCCCUCCUGCUGGGACACAGUGGCAGAUUAAUGAGUAAUGUACAGUAUGUAAACUAUAGUGCGAUGUAAGGAGAAAAAAAAAGUUUUAACUUAAAAAGACACAGAGAUGUGUACGCUUGUGGCUGGCCACCUGAUGCUCCCACUGUCAGCUCCCAUAUUACAGACCCUCUCCUCUUUAUUGGUAUUAACCUUCUUCCAUCUCUCGCUUUGGACUCUUGAGCUCUCUUAAACUGAUCCAGCACAUUUCCUCUCUUUCAUUACUGUGAUUAGUCUAGUUGAAAGAACACAGCCAGGAUGGGAUCAUGCAGCAUCAACUCUCAAUCCCUCAGUAUCUCCACUUAUACACACGCUGAAUAAACCACUUUCAUAUUACUCUACCCCUCUUCUUCCUUGCUUCCCUCCUCAUGGUGAUGUGAUGGAAACCAAGUACUGUACUGUAAAGCUGUUAACUCUGCCUUGCCCCCUGUACCCUGCUCCUAUCAGCACCAGCCUUUAAGCAAACGUAGCAAAAAAAAAAAACUUGUCAUUGGAUCUAUUUGUGCAUGUAAACUCACUCAUAUUCAUGUACCGUGCUAUGAAAUCUUGCUCCUCUCCCUCUUUUUUAUUCUUCAGAGUUCAUUCUUGUUGUACUGUAAGUAAGCAAAGUCAGCAAUGAGUGUUUUUUUAAAAUAUGGAUUGUGCACAGUGGAAAAGCAGUCGAGCAUAUCAUCAAUAAAAAAGAUGUUGUGAUUCAUACAGUACUAUGCUGUUAAACUGAAA